CACGCAGCCUGCUGGAUCUGCAAAGGAUGCUCAGCAUGACCACGUGACACUGGAGGACAAACCUGCCACUCUGGAGUCACUGGUGGACGGACGAAAACAACACGGUGUGUGUGGGCUUUGUUUUGCUCAAGGAGGGGAGGGAGAUCAGAAUUAGGUGUUUUUGUUUUUUGCCAAACAUUAUAUCAAGUAUUAUUUUAUUUUAGCCAUCAGGUGCGGAUGGAUAUUGGGGUCAAGCACAGAGUUAAAAAAAAAAAAAAGGGACCUUUAUUAUUAUUUAGUCUGAGUCUCUGAAUCAAUCAUAAAUUUAGGGUUUAGAUAUCAGCAAAAAAAAAAAAAAAAAAAAGUUUGUUUUUUUUGUUUUUUCCUGUUUAUGGCAUUUUAAAAAUUCAGUCUGAAUCAAUAAUAAAUUUAGGGUUUUACUGUUAACAAUAAAAAAAAGAAGUUUUUUUGUUUGUUUUUUGUAUUUUCCUGUUUUUGACCUUUUUGAAAUUCAGUCUGAAUCAAUAAUAAAUUUAGGUUUAGGUGUCAGCAAUAAAAAAACACAAAAAAACUUUUUUUUAGCAUGCUAUAUUAUCAAGACAGUUCUGUUUACACUCAUUCUGUUGGUUUACAGGGAUGCACAACAUAUUGAAAUAUAUGCAGAUACACUAGUUGGAGACAAAACUAUUACUGCCUUGAUGUAGUGAUCAGAAAUAUGAAAAAUGGAUCAUCUUACCCCAGUCUCCCCUAUUUAUAAUAUUUGUUAUAUACGUAGAAUUGGUGUGAUAUAUGGUGCAGUUGCAGCUGUAGUAAUUUGGUAAACGUUAUAGUGAAAUAGAAUCAAGUAUUUUUAGAAACAGCCUCUAUUGCUUGGACCAGGACUAGACUGAGCUAAUGUAUGCAGACUGAAACCAUGCUGCCAACUUCUGUUUCCAAAAUGCAAAUUAAAGAAAGAUAAAUUUGAGCUGCAUCUUUUUUAAAGUCACAGAGGAAAACAUUAUGAUUUAUUUAUUUCAAUUUAAAGGGACAACAUAUGGAAUUUAUUGACAUUUGGCAGAACAGGGUAGUUGAAAAAAACAUCUGUUAGUAUUAUUUAGAUUGUGGUCUGAAUAUAAAACAUUGAUUUAUGCUUAAAAUGAAAUGCUUUUGUAUCUACAUGAGGGCCUCUGCAGUAACACAGUCUGUGUUCACAAAGCUGUUGCAGUGAACAAUAUAACCUCAAUUUGUUCAUGUUUCACCAUCGAAAAUGUCAAUCAGAUCAAAUCCUUCAGUGCACGAUUUUUUUUGCAAUAUCAUGCAGAUUCAUUUACCUGUCUAUCAGUAGAGAGUGGUGUAAAACUUCCAGCAAAGGGUCAAGGAAGGGGUCGAACCUGCAGCUGGUGCACAAAGGCCUUUAUGUUGAAACCUGCGAAACAAACUGAUAAUUCACAUGGCAUCUUCAGUUCUUCUUCUUUGGUGCCUGAUUCCUCCUCUCAGCAGCUGCCUCACACUUACAUUCACUGGUGUUACACGAGUAAAAAGCUGUCAGUCACUUUGAAUAAAUCCUGUCUGACUUUGAAACAGUGCAUCAAAAGAAUCAAACCUCCCCCUCUCAAACUGACAGCAAUUGUAAGCCGGUUGCCUUUCUCCCACCCACUCGACGCUCACAAAAACACACUCUCUCUGUCUUUUCGAAGCAGCCGCCGCAUGGCCUCUUACCGUACACACAGUCUGAGUGUACAGAGUGCCCGCUCUGAUCGGUGCAUCAGGUGAAAUCCAGCAACAAUAGUGUCUCUGAUACCGUGGGCUUCAUGAUGGGUUUCUCCUCAGACAGUAUCGACCUGCUCUUGCUCUCACAGUGAAGCUUUAUCGAACAAUUUUAAAAUCAGUAACCUGACUUUUGUUGGAACACCUGCAGAAACACACAAAGAAAUAUUCCCCAUUAUGAAUAUUUCCAUUUAUCAGCUUUGAAAAGAAAUAAAAGUCAAAUUAAACUAAUUACACACUUUGGAUUAUGUCCAAUUUACAUAAUAUGUCACCACUGAGUGAUGCUGACCUAUUCAGAGAGAACCAAAACAAACAGCAGGCCGUCCAACAAAUCUUUAAAUCUACUCUCUGUUGUCCUCUAGUGGCGCAAAAGUGAAUAGAAAUUGCACCCGCUCUCAUGAACUAGUCUCAGGUCUGAGACGCAAAUAAUAAAUUUAGUAAAUAUCUAAAUUUAUGAUAUUUAGUAGUGGACUUAAUGAUUUUGGGAAUUCAAGCUUAUUCACAGUCACAACACAGACACUUUUAUGGGAAACCAACUUAGAGGAAGUUAACUGUAUUAUCUAACUCUUACAGUAAAAGUUAUCUUGUGAUACUUAAUAGACAGAGCAGAUUUUAAAUGUACAAUCGAUACUUUCAUUUUUGGAAGAUUAAAUAUGUUCCAAAAGGAAAUUUACAACAUCAUCUAAAGCAGUGGUUCUCAACUGGUUUCACUCCGGGACCCAAAUGUUUAACAUAAAUACACCAUUUUAUUGAGUAAAGUGCAUUUUAGAGCACAUGAACUGAGGAUGACAACUACUGAAGUUGCAUUUACAGAAAAUAUAUGACUAAGAAACUAAAGACUAAACUAAAUAAAGACCAAUUUAUAUAUAUAUAUAUAUAUAUAUAUAUAUAUAUAUAUAUAUGUAUAUAAUUUUUUUUUUUUCUCUGCAUUCAGGCCACAUUAAUAAGAAACCGAGGAGGACCACGACAUAACGUGUGCCUUUCAAAAUAAGCUAUUUUUCAAAAUAAAAGACAUGUCAAACAUCAGAUGCACAUUAAAUUCUUACUUUUUUGACCAGAUGUUCGCGACCCAUCCAGAAUGUGUCUGCGACCCACUUUUGGGUCAGGACCCACCAGUUGAGAAUCACUGAUCUAAAGGGAAUUUAAAAAAGGUAAAAAUAAAAUGAAAUAAAAAAAAACCUUAAAUGUUGCCCUAAUACUCCUGUGAGAUUUUAGCUGGUUAAAUAACAGGCUGAAAUAAAUGCAAACACCUUUAUUUGACAUACAAAAGCAAUAAGAGGUAAGCCUUAAUCCACCGGGGUCAGCAGAGUCAACACAAGCCAAAAUUUCAUAAAGAGAAGAAAAAAAAAAAGCACAAUUAAAAAGAUAAAGCCAAUUACAACUGUCGUAAUUAUACAGAAAGAGCUGAUAAUAAAAACUACAUAAUUAGAUAUAAAUUGAAGCAACAGUGACACCAUAAUAGUUUAUUUUUGUAAAUUUAUAAGAAGAUAAUGACUUUUCCCGCAGCAUUGAGAAUCACCCUGACCACAUGUGGUGGAAACCUCCAAGUACCGAGAGCACCAAGUCUGUGGGGAUGCUCCGACUCUCAUUAAUGAUAUAGUAUAAAUCCAUACAGAGAGAAAAGGUGAGGAGGAGGGAAAUAUCCUGGUUUAUUGACUGUAUAGCAGCAGAACCAAAAGGUGUAAUCCAUGUAAGUCUUGGCUAUAAUGUGGCGUCUUUGUUAUGGUAUAAACCUGAACCAGGUGGGGAUGAGUGACGUUUGUUUGCUGUGGGAGAGGAUGUUUUACUUUUAUUGUUUAUUUAGAGAGAAAAGGGAUGAAAACAGCUGCACAGUUACAGAAAACUGCAUACAAACACGUGCAGAGAACAGAUGGACUGGAUUGGAUAGUGUUAAAUACUUUAUUCUCAUUGGUUGAAACCUUUUAGUGAUGCAUAUCAUUUCAUAUAUUACUGCACAUGUAGUUUACUGGUUUGCCUCCUCUUAUUGACUAAAAUAAUCUCACUUUCCGGCAGCUUCAGUAGGUUAAGUGUAAAUUUUUCAUUAUCACUCUCAUUCUAUUGGGAGGGAAUAAAGUCUGAGACUGGUGGUGAACGGCUGAACAGCUGUUAGCAGAGAAAAGAAGAUAAAACAGCACAGAAAUAUGCAACGAUGUUAAAACACACAAGAAACUGAAUGAAAUCAACCAAAUUAAAGGAAAAUAGACACACAGAAACCAAACUUAUAACAUGGUGUUUGUUUGGCAGAGCUAAUUGUGGAUUUUAAGACUUUAACUCAUAAGUAAAGUGAAUACAUCACUUUUAAACCAACAACAUCCCCUUUAGAAAAAUAUACAGUGUUUGUUUGUUUGUUUGUUUUAGUUGUGAUAAGCAGUGAGGGUCUCUCUUCAACCAUCACCCAUUAAGUGUUUGUCUUUAUUUAUUUUGUGGACUAAAGACACUCGUCAUGAAACUGAAUUUAAAAGACAUUUUAAAGACAACAACCCCUGCAGGUUUUCAAACACAGUAAACACAGAUCUAUAAAAUAAAAAUAAUUAUAAAGACUUGGACAUUUUGUUGUGCAAUUUAAGCUGUGGCUGUGUGCAAUGUGACUUCACUCCACUAGAGGGCACCCUUACUUCAAAUAUUAAAAUAUAUCACACAUGCUACUUAAUUUCUGCAUUUUAGCACAGUUAAAGUUGCUUAAAAACGUGAAAACAAAAGAAUUAACCUCACUAACUUCCAUGUGACAAAAUGCAAAGCCUCUCUGCUAAAAAAGAGAUCCACAUCAUGACAAAGCAUGUUUUGUAUUUUCCUCAUAUUUUAGUUUUCAGCAAGAGUCUGCCAAACAAUAUCCUGUGAGGACAGGCAGACAGACUUAGACCGGUGUCAGGGACCCCUGUUAAUGUUUAAAAGUGGACCAUGUUUAAAUCUGCCAGGCAGACGCUUCACAGCUGGACCGUCAUCCAGACAGAACAUUUUCCACUGACAUUAUUUAUAUUAGAAAGAAAGAAAGAAAGAGAAGGGAGGGGGCUCAUAAUGUUCAGCCUACAGGAUAGCAAGAAUGUCACUUUUUGUGUUUCUGGCUCCAAAUGAGACGAUGUGAAGGCUGUGAAAGUGUCAAACAGCUGAGGGUGGGUCCAGAGGAAAAAGAGCCGAGUUGGCAGUGGAGAUCGAACACAUACAGUCGACUCAGACCCCGUGUUAGCAGCACUUCUGAUGAGCCUGGAUGGUAUCUGAUCACCAACCCUGAGCUGGUUUCCUAAUGUGACCUUAAACAAACUUCUUUAACGUGAAGUUUCAUUUGACUCCUUCAGAGCAUGAAGCUCCAGGGCAAGGCUACUUAUCUCAUAGAGGAGAACCAGACUUCAGUAAAUGCCUGUUUUAGCUGUGGAUCUAUACAGUCUGUUGAUGUCUGACUCCAUAUUGGAAGUUUGACUCAAUCUAGUUUAUGACUGACUUCGCAAGAGGCCAAGAGUUGGAGUUGAGGCAGACCUUAAAGGGAUAUUCCGGCGUAAAAUUAAUCUAGGAUCAAACACACUGUAACACUGAGUUAGACACCCCCUCUAGAGAUGAAUGUUGCCGACCGCUUGCUUCUCUAGUUAUACCAACUUUAGUACAGGAGCCAUGUGCUCAACCAAAACUCCACUCUAUAGCCACAAAUAAUGCUCAGAACAGCACCUAACUUCAUCAACAGGACAUAUAGGGUCCCAGACAUAGUACUAGUUAUCAAACAUCUUUUUAGCUUUGCCUGGUUUCUUUAGCAAAGAGACUAAACACAACUCACCCACUUUCUUCCAGCAGCCGCUUGUUUGUAAAGAGACCUCCAGGCCAGUCCAUUACGAACGUCAGCGGGGUGACACAGCUCAAGGAAGAACAAUUAACAAGCAGCUGCUGGAAGAGAGUAGGUGAGUUGUGUUUAGUCUCUUAGCUCAAGAAACCAGGCAAUGCUAAAAAGAUGUUUGAUAACUAGUACUACGUGUUGGGACCCUAUAUGUCCUGUUAAACCUACCUAAAUAUCUUCAAAACUGAUGAGUUAUGACUAAUUUCACAACUCACAUGGUGUAGAGAAAUGUCUUUAAUACCAGGCUGUAAAUAUGGGCUUUUUCAAAGGGGUGUGUAUGUGGUUUCAGAAGCCUUUGGAGACAGCCUCCAGUGGACACUUAAGGAACUGCAGUCUUAUUUUGCUGUUUCACUGAAUAAGAGUUUUGUACUUUUUCUUCAUCAGACAGGACAGAGAGUAACGUGACAUGUUCAAAUGUGUUGCUGGCCUGGAUUUGAACCAGCAACUGCAAAAUAACAAGUGGCGCCACCUCUGGCUGACUUUAAUGUGUCAUUGUGAAUAUUUAGAGACCCGACUUCUCACAGCAUGACAUAACCGCCUCUCAGAUAUUUUUGUAAUGAAGGAACCUCUCUCAUGCUGUUGAAUCAGUCGGCUCCUCCCUCUCUAACUUCCUACUUCCUUUGGAAUUUGAUGGAAUCCAUUAAUUUAGAUUGUGUACAAACGUCCUGCCAAAUCUGCAAGUCACAGCUCGCCCCGUCACUUCUAUUUCACCUCAUGGUUUAAGACGACAAAACGAUGAUCGGCACAGUUUUAGAGUCAGUUAUAUUAUUAGAAACAUGUUGUUAUUAUCUGGAUAUGAUUGCAUUUAAGGAAACUGCUCUUCUUUUUUUUAUUGACUUGAAUUAUGAACCAAAACAAUCAUUACAUAACUCAUUUAAAGGCUCGAUGCUACUGCAAAUUGUAAUUUACGGUUUGUCAGUUGAGAUGCAGGCGCAUGUCUGAGCUGGAAACGGUGAAGCUGAGGCGGACAUUUUGAAAGGAAGUUGGCAGGAUCGGGACUGCAAAUGUGCAGAUGAUAAAAACAAAGACCUCUGGGAGUUUUCAGGAACAGAGCUGAACGUGUUAAAGGGACAGUCCAACAAGUUAGGAUGAAUUGUGAGCCCAGAGCACCGUGAUAGAGAGGUAUCCAGAGUCUAUUAGACCUUUGCUUUGAGUUAUUCAAUGAUGACGGAUAAAAACCUUCUUUAAUAGAAGAAGCUUUGUGACAGUAAAGACAGGAGCCACUUCAGGACAAGAACAGCCUCCCCUGAGACAGAGAGCAGAACUCUGCGGUGAGCCACACGGAGCAGAAACCAGAACAGUAGAAGAGACCUAACACAACUUCAGACUUAGCAAACAACAUCUGUGUUGCCUUGACUUUAACAAAGACCCAAAGGGUUUGAGUAAACUAACAACAAAGCUGCUCUGUUGAGUCAUAUACCCAACUUAUUAAGAAACCAGUCCAUGUGAAACCCCGCACAUGCCCCGGGAGAGUUUCCAAGAUGUCAUUAUGAGCAUUAUGCUUUCCUCAUUCUCCUUUUUCCUUACUUUUUCUCUGUUUUUUGACUAAACUUUAAAGUGAGGGAACACAUUUUGACAACCCUUUCUUUUACAGUACACUUAUUACCAGGUAAUUACCUAGUAACAACAUGAAAUGAUCUGGUAAUUACAUGAUAACUACUAAGUCAUUACCGUCUAGUUUUUCAUUUUUUCAUUUUUCUGUGCAGCUCCAUUUUCAAAAGCUAUUUGGGGUUCUUAUUUUCUAUGAUUGACACUUGAUACAGCCUAUGGGCGUGCGGAGAUUGCGUAGCGAUACGCUGUUUGAGGGGAGCAUUAUCACAGCGACUUACCCGCCAAAUGCGUACAAUGCUACUGCGCAAGUGGUAGUUCCAGGAAGCGGAGAAAAUCCUGGAAAUAUCAGAGCAAUUCAUCUUCAAAUUUUUAUGAUGAUGGGAGGUUACCUACCUGGUAGCUAGACAGUAUUGACUUAGUAGUUAUCAUGUAAUUACCAGAUAAUUUCAUGUUAUUACUAGGUAAUUACCUGUUAAUUACCUGGUAAUAAGUGUACUGUAAAAGAAAGGGUUACCCACAUUUUUAGAAGGUUUAAAGCAUGAAGCUCCAAGUUUUAAAACUUUAUUUUGUAACAUGAGCGGUUUGAGGAUUAAAAGGCCUAUUUUUGAGGCUGUACAGUUAGCAUUUCAGCUAACAAGCUAAUGCUAGCGAAUAAGGUAUCUGGCUUAAAACUAUCGCCUAGUCUGGAGGUUUUUCUUCCAGAUGCAUCCUUAAACUGCUUUUUGCACCCCUGAAGUAAAACUAAGUGCCCUUAAAGUCCAACCGGGUUUAACAAGAAACGUUUGUCGACCUCAGGAUGUUUUACGAGCGAACCCAAAUUGUAGGGGACACCGACGACAAACGCCGAGCGCUGCUUUAAAGUGCAACUUUUCCCCACAUGUGAGCCGUACAUCAAGGCGUCUGCUGGAUUUUGACACUUUUUACAGGGAUGGCCGUAUAAAAGCUCGACUCCUGCAUAAACACAAACCCAGACACAUCUCAAAACACGACCUGCUGCCAGAGGAACUGUGUAAACAGUGUGGAACCACCCCCACAUCCAAAUGAUGUCCUGUGCUUUGUGGCACCACUUCAGAUAUCUGCUCUGGCUCUAAACAAGGGGUUGAAUCAGGAGCCAAACAGAGGAAAUUGUAGAGCUGCUUAUAUUGACUUUUUAAUACGAGGAUGUAAAGUUUUUUUUAACAAAUGUGCUGCUUUAGGAACAUUUCUUGGCAGCAUGUUUUUAUUAGGUCAGUAUCAGGGUGGGACGCUGGAAAAAAUGUGGGAGAGGGGAGAGAUGUUGGUCAUAGGUCACGUUCAAACCCGGAGAGUAUUGCUACGUUCCUAAAAUGGACUGGAUUCUCCAUCCUACACGUGCAGCACAUGUUUCUGUAGCUUUUGCGCGGCUGUGUUUCUGCCCACGUCUUUGCAGAUUCAUCCUCUUCAGGGAACGUGACUCAGCAGUGAAACGCCACUUUUUAGGGGGUAAACUGAUUCGGCUUCGCCACUCUGGGGGGGAGUUCAGCCCAGGCCUUUAGAGCUCCAGGAAACAAAGAUGAUUAGCUAAACUUUUCCAGUCUGGUGUGGCGAGCAGAUCUGACUGCUGAGGUCAUUAUGGAGCAUUCAUUUUGGAUCGGGGGCUUCUUUUCUCACUGUUUUAAUCCCUCCCUCGCUGCACGUGUGGAGUCUUUACUGUGCAAAACUGGAGCUGAAAUAAGAUCCGGAUUCGAUGUUGUUUUAAACAAACAAGAACUCCUCUGAGGGCAGCGACUGUUUAGCAAGUUAGUGGGAGAGAAACAAACAUAAUGGAGCUUGUCAGUUUAGAGAUGGAGUAUUAUCAUUGGCGGGAUUCAGAGGGAUGACAACCACGCUUAUUAAUAUGAGGGACUAAGACAGUAGAAUGGGUAUAGUUACAGUCAGUCUGAUUUACUGAGAGUGACACCAGAAUCCAAGGUUCUGACACGAGGGGCUCAAAGUUUGAGCAGUAUUUUUAUCCUCUUUUUUGGUGAAUAUGAAGCAGCGACAAACUGACCAUACUUGUGCUGAAAAAUCUUCAAACUAUCUCCAAAAGAUAUCAGGGUAACACUUUAUAAUAAACAUAACUUAUAAAUGGAAAAAAAAAAACAUUUAUAAAUGGUGAGCAGAUAGUUUAAUAAUUUUUAAUCAUCAUUAUUUAUAAAUAGCAUAUGGACCAUUAAUAAAUUGUAAAUUUGACAAUUUUAAAAACCUAACCCUAACUUUACAAUAACAUGUAAGUAAUGUUUAUAGAUGGUUUAAAAACCAAAUAUUAACCAUUUACAAUCUCCUCCAGCAACUUCUAUGGAGCUGUGGACAAACUUUAGAGACUAUUUACACAGAAUAUACAUUUUUCUCCCCCCUGGUUGUGAUGUUGACAUGUGGUUACUGUCAGACUGGUUUGUGCUCAAGUCCUCUUUUUUCUGUACAGCUCCAUUUUUAAAAGUUAUUAGGGGGUUCAUGUUUCUGUGAUUGACACUUGAUACAGCCUAUGGGCGUAUGAAGAUUGCGUAGCUCACCCGCGGGAUACGCUGUUUGAGCAGAGCGUCAUCACAGCAACUCUCGGCGACUCUCCUGCCAACUGCAUACAACGCUACCGCGCAAUGUUGGUUUCAGGAAGUGGUAAAAAAAGAUCUGUAUACUGGCAGAAGGCAGAACCAAGUUGUCCAAAGUAUAUACCGUCUUAUGUUAUGAACCUACAUGCGAAAAUGUCUGAUUAUUGUGUGGACACGUCUGCAGAGGCUUCUGUGUAUGUUUGCAUGAUGUAAAGGGCUUCUUGUUUACAAAGUCUGCACUGAAGAGUCUAAACCUGCAUCCUCUCUCUAUAUAUCUACAUGCAUACUCUGGUAGAUGUGAUUUAAACAACAUAUUUUUGCAUAAAUGAUCAUUAAAAAAACAAACUUUAAGCAUGUAAUAAUGAUGUUUCACAGGUUUUCUACUAUGCAGCUUUAUGUGACUAUAAAGUGAUCGUGAAUAGGGCAGGUGCAGCAGCCAAUCAAGAUGUGUAAGGCAUGCAUAAUGAUGAGCGUAGCGUCUCUCCAAAAUUAUUCCAGCUGAGACAAAAAUGCUCAUAAAUAGUACUCGAGAAAAUGUGGACAAAAAAAGAUCAUCAGCUGAUAAAAAGUCUAAAAAUAUUAAGUAGAGAAAACUAUUCAGAUUUAAAUCCAUAUAUUUAAUUUACCUAAGAUUAAAAAAAGCCUUGCAGAGUCUCUCUCUGUCUCUCUUUGUAGCUCAACAAGCCGCUACAAGACAAGGAAGAUGUACUCCUUAAAUUAUUGGCAAUGAAACUCAACACAUCACCGAUGCCCCAGAGGUGAAAAAAACAAAAGACGACAAGACAGAUGGCUGCAGGCAGAGUCUUUACCUGUACCAACUCCAGCCCGACAUGGCUGAAUAAAUAUCUCUUUGAAGGGCUGUCAUUACUCACCGAUCAGCUAUUUGUAACACUACCUCCUGAGCGUCUCCAUCACUCAGCUCUGGAGCGCAGGCCGCCACCGCCGCUCUGAGGCCUCUGUAUACAUUAAGGGGUGUCUGCUUAGGCAUGUUGCGAAGAUACUGUUGUCAGAGGAGUCAAGGGAGGUUGAGGUGAUCACUGUUUCUGGUUUUAAAGCGGAUCUUUUGGUCGUAAAGGUGUUUUUGGGACUUUUAAGAGUAAAGAUUUCCUCAAAAACCAAAGCUCCCUCCUUCCUGAGGGACUUGGACAUCUUUCCUCUUUGACUCAUAGACCUCAGAGUGAUAAAUUACUCUGGUGCAUUCCAGUUUGGGCCUGAGGAGACCCCCACUCACCAGUCACAGAGGGGUGGUUUACCCAUCUGUAGAAAAGACUGGAAUAUGAGGGCCAUUAAUUUUCUCCUCCUCCCCCCCUCGGCUGUGGAAAGAAAAGCCUCACAUGCUAAUAAAAGUGUGACAUCACUCGAGUGCAUGCAUUUCAAACCCGGUGAUUAUCCUCGAGUCGCAGGCGGUAACUUUCUCAGGUUUCUUUUCUGUGGCUUCAAAUUCUCUGACUUCGCAGCUAUAGUUCAAGAAACUCCAAUGUCAGGGUUACUCAAAAGUUGAUCGAUUUUAAAUCCUCUAUACUUCAUGGUUAAUCUAACAUGUUAACUUAUUCCUGAGGAGUUACCAGUGAAGUUCGUCAAACUUCUCUGGUGCCCUGAAAGAAGAGAAGGCUUCAUUACUCCAGCUCUCUCAGUCAUGGAGGUUUUCUGCCUCCGUUUGCAGAACUGCUCCCCAUCUUGUGGUCGCAGAGGCUUGGAUGAAACCCACUCCUGCUAUUAUACCAAAUACUUCUAAUUGGACCAGUCUUCCAUGCGUGGUCUGGAGGGAAAAAGUUGAAGUUCCUCACAUUGCUGUGAUAAAAUGGAACGUUUUUAUUGUGUGAAGAAGGUGGAUCCCACUGUUUUUAAUGAGUUUGGAGUGUUAGCCUCAUAUGUGGGUGGGGGAAAGUUUUUAUGAACUUGAUUAGGAGUUGCAUCAGAGUGCUGGCUGCAAUCUUAAACAAUGUGAAGUGUAUAUAACAUCAGAAGGGAUGAAUUAGCUGGAUUUAGACAGGAGAGGGAAGCAACAGGAGAUUAUUUAGGGGUGUCACCAAAAAUUCAAUGAUCUGAUGAUCAGGUUUUGGCAAACAGCUGUAGGAUGGACUUAAAGUUGUAAAUUUGGACUUUCACUUGCAGAUUCGGUCAAAAGAAGUAUAAAAACCCAGAGUUAGUUAGACUCUUUCUUGCCAUGUUCAAUGAUAUACUGGAUUUGAUGGAUUACAGCAGAGUAGCGAGCAUUAACUGCAUAAAGAUGGAUGUAUAGUUUAAUUGGUGUCAUCCGUUGGUUGCUCAAAGUUUUUUUUUGACUACUCAAAGUGUUCUCAGUGGUCUUUAAAUUGUGAUUAAGAUUUUAGCCAAAAUCACAUUUUCAAGGGUUUUUCUUCUGCAGAGCUCCAGUAGCUCAUUAGCAAUUCGUCUCUGAGUCGUGGGCGGAGACAGAGCUGCUCUGCACACUCCUCUUCACGUUAGCUUGCAGCCUAACCUCACAUUUCCACCGCAUCCGGAACGGCUACGAAAAGGCCGUAUCUGACUAUCGUAGCUGAUCGUAACCAUUAAAGUUAAUUUGUCAAUUUCUAUCGGCUUCUUUCCGUUCCACUGCAGAUCGCCGGACUCAGCAGCUGACUGCAAGAGUUCUAUUUUUUACGGGUGCUGGAGCAUGCCGGAUAAAUUCAGCACAGAUUAAUCCGCGCUUGAAAGGAAGUCAAGCACAGACGCAAAAUAAAACAUCUGGCUUCUUUUCAAAAUAAAACACUGUGUUGCGAUUCCUGCUGUCCUGCCGCCACGAAAUUCACCUCACAAACAGAUCCGAGUGGAAUUUGCAUACGGCAAAAAUCACAGCUGUGGAAAUCCCAAGUAACAUAAUCGCCAGUGUAGUAGAAGCUUUUCAGCUCUCGGACACUGAUGUCUUUGGGGACAUGAUGAAAGUCAAUUUCAUAAUUAGCUUUCUUACAAGCAUUGCAAUCCGCAAAUGCACACACUUGUUCCGUGAUUAUCCUCUCUACUUUUUCCGAGUCUAGCCUGCAUUGCGGGGCUCUGGGGGCGGAGCUUGGAUUUGUGACAUAGGAAAUCUCACUGUGUCUGAACCUGCCAUUUGGAUCUGCCAGAGAUUCAAUGCGAUUUGAAUGCAGAAAUACUCAGAAAUGCAAUUUUGCUCUUAGUUUUCUCUUGAUAUGCCCUGUAGCAAAACAUGAUUUUCAUCGGAGUGGGUGAAAUGAAGCCCAAAGAUGGGUGCUGCCAUGCUGGAAAUGCUGACUGAUCUACUGUACCUACCUAAUCAUGCGUUCGUUAUCUAUACCACUUAUCUCAUAUUAGGUCUUGGGGGAGGGCUGGAGUGAAUCCUAGCUGUGAUUGGGUAAGAGACAAGGCGACCCUGAAGAGAAGGCCACCAUAAGGCUAACAUAUAUACAGACAACCGGACACACUCACACCUACAUACAGUUAACCUAACAAUUAUGUCUGGACUGGGCUGCAGGAGGAAAUGUUGAUUCUUGUACCUCUUUGAUCUCACCCACAAAGUACAGAAGUUUGAGCCUACCUGAGAUGAAUUAUACUUUUAUAUAAAGUUGUUAUUUCUAUCUCUAAAGUUUAGUUUCAUUCACAUGUCCCAUUGUUUAAACUCUCCCUGCAUGUGUGGAUAAUGGACGACUGCCUGAGGCGACACGGUUCAUCAGAUAGGGGUGAAAAGUAUGAACCCAAGUAUUUCCCCGUUUCUUCCAGUCAAGCUCGAGCCCCAUCAGCUCACACAUCACACAUCAGCACACGCACAGCAAACGGCAGAGCGCUCUGCCAGUUUCCAAUCAGUUUGACAGCCGCGCUGAGAGCCCGAGGACAUGCAAAGUGUGUUAAGCCUAUAUAAAGCCUCUGCUGCACUCACAAACAUGCAAGUUCAGUCCUGCUCCGUGAGGCUUUUAUUACAGCGGUUUGAAUGGAAAGUUAAGGCAUGGCCAUUUCUGAUGUAGCUUUAGAUUCGAAUUUGUCAAAAGGAAAGGAACAAUAAUGAGGACAAACACUGAGUGAAGAGUCAGGGUCAGGUUUCAUCGAGGUCCAGAUACUAUUUUUUAAUAAAUCUCAUUAUGCUUUUGUGCUGCAGGUAAACACUGGCCUCUGCAUGCUUCUCUCAAUAUCACAUCGUCAUGAAUUUUAACGCCAAUUCCAGUGAAAUAAAAUUUGUGAUGCAUAAAUGAUUAUCCCCUCUAAUAGUGAAUACUUGAUUAGUUAUUGCAACACGAAUAUCUGCUCAAGUUGACAUUUUCAGCUCCCACCCAAUUCCCAUCAUUCGCACCGCCAGAGUAGUACGAGCGUAUAAUCGCGUCUUUGUCUUCGCUUAGCAUGUAAUUCAAUUGUGCAAAUGAUUUUACUCGCGUGUGGUGUGUGGAGACAGUCAGAGGUGUAGCCGUGGCUCAACUUCUCUGUGCAUGUAAACACAAUGAGUGUUGAAGACAGCAGCUGCAUGUGAGCCACUGGUUUCCUCUGAUUCAGAAAAGUCCUGAAAUACAUUUACUAUCAAGUCUCACUCAUGACAGUUACUAUUUUUCCUUUGUCAUUGAGAUGGGCUCACAAUUUACACCUUUUAUUUAUCAAACAGGUUUUAUUUAUGGGUGAAGAAAGGAUGUAACAAAAGAAAUGUAUCAUCAAAUAUACUGAACGGUAAUAAUAAUGAAAACAAUCCUGUUAUAAUACGUUAUCUUUGUAGGGAGAGAAAAGAUCAUCAGUCUCAGCUGUUAAAUAGACGCCACAUUUCAGUAAAGGAGGAGGAGGCUCUCCUGGAGGGUCACACAGGGAGUAACAACAUGAACUCUGAUGUCAAAGAUGGUCCUACUGCUUAUUCUCUUUGGGACCAAAACUCUAAAGUACCUCCUCAGAACCAAAGGUAGGAGUAAGACUUGAUGAAUGAAAAGCGGGAUGUUUGCCAGUUACUAAGACGGAUGAUUUUAUGAAGCUGUCAGGCGACUGUUGGACCAGCUUCUAAAGAGGGAGUCAAACUUUCCAACCUGAGCUUCAUCUUCAGACACUGAGAUCCUCUGACUCGCCGUGAUCUCAUGAGAACUUCAUGCACAGAAGCAAAACCACACUGCAUCAUGUUUUUGUCAUCAGGGAGAACACCAGACGCAUUUUUGCAACAAAUAUGAGGAAACGUGGAGAAAUGAGCAGUGAGCAGGAAGCAGAAUCGCUUCAAGGUUUGGCGUCCCGUAAAAUCAACCCUGAAGUGCAUAGAGAGUGUUUUCUUCAAAUAAUCUUUCAAAGUAACCCUACACUGUUAAAAAUCAACUCAAUAAGCACAUUAGAAGAGAGUAUAUUUGAUCAAGACCCCUCUGGUAGUUCUGUUUCUGUCCACCAUUUUCCCCUUCUGGUGCCUCUCAGCUUCUCUGUCUGCAAAGUAAACAAAUGUCGGAGUCGGACUCUCAGAGGCAGGACUUCCAUCCCCCUCAGAGAUAGCUGGCCAAUGACUCAUGCUCAGCGGCCUCAGUCCUCCUCACAUUUUCCACAAGGUGCAAAUCAUUUCCCCACAAGCAUGUAAAACUGAAUGUACAUGUGGUUAGGCGUCAGGCCACUCGAAAAACCGUCAGACCGCUGGUUUGCUCUGGCUGACGGAGGCUGUAGAGCAACCCUCAAACUCAUUUAGAGGGAUACAAAGCUUUUCUUCUACCUUGAAGACAUCAGAAUCAGGUCUUCUCAUUAUCUAUCAAAGUUACAUAUGUGUUUGCAGGUUAUUUAGGAUUAGAUGUCUAUUUCUUCAGGACUCUAAACUGAAGUGGAUUUAUUUUCUGCCAUAAAUGAGAUCCUCUUCCCUUCUUCCUCCUCCCACAUCACCGAGGAAAUCCCUUCCCCAGAUUGUUCUCCCCCCUUGCGCCUGGAGGAGGAGCCUGUCUAUCCCAGACUGUGACUGAUGACUGUUGUGUUAUGGCUUUGCUUCUUCAUUUGUCACCCGGCAUACCGAUUGGCUGCUCCGUUUGAGACAGUUGUCGGGACUUGUUCGGAAAGCUCUCUGGGAAUACAUGAGCAUCCAUCAUGAUUACAAAGUCAACAUCACCUUUGUCAGGACAGGAGGAGUGGGAGAAAGAAAGUGAUGAAUAAAGAGGUUGAAUGGACUCAGGCUGGUGGAGAAUUCAUGGUUAUAGAUGUUGUUCUUGUUUCCUCAAUCUUCAAACCUGCAAAUAUUUCCUUCCUCGGGAAUUAUUUGUAGUUCUGAUUAUUUUAUCAUUUGGAAACCUAAAUUUUCAGUCUUAUAAACUCGUUUACAUUGCUUUUUGUGUCUGUGAAUAGUUGUGUUUGACUAAGACGUGACUUCUGUCACAUCCGCAACAUAGACUCCCUCCCCCUCUUCAAAUCCAAACUCAAGACACACCUGUUAAAACUGGCCUAUCCAUCCCACCAGCCCUAACUCACUCUAUUAAUUUAAUUUUAAUUGGUAUUAUUUAUUUCUUUAUUUAUUCCUUUGCUGUUGUUUAUGCUGCUUUGUUGAUUUUAACUGAUUUGAUGAUUGAUGAUUUUAAUUGUUAAUAGUGUUUUGUUAUCAUUGUUUUAUAUGUUCUGUAAAGUGUCCUUGAGUGACAUGAAAGGCGCUCCAAAUAAAAUGUAUUAUUAUUAUUAUUAUUAUUAUUCUAUGUCUAAAACAUGGAGUCACACACUCUUAUAGUUCUUUGGAUGGCCACUUAAGGUUUGUGCAAAAGUAGGAUAAUACAUCCUCCUGUCUUACAUAAUGAUGGACAAUGUUAUCCCAGUGUACAAAAGUGAUGCCAAACUGUCCCCUUGACAGGCUUUGACAUAUCGAGCUCUACAUCCUAAUCCUUCGAUCCCUGAGGAUGGUGAAGUGUAUGUUUAAUCUUCAAAAAAUCUUCUCACAUCGACAACUUUAUCAAAACAUAAUUUUUUUCAAUGUUGGUAAACUUACAUGUGCAAGAGGCAUCAGUUGGGCUAAGGGUUUAGGCACGCCCCUUAUAUAUGUAGACUUUAGUUAUUAGUUAAGUUAUUUUCACAGUGGUAGCUGGGUAAUCUUCUGGCCUCAGCCCCUUCUCACCUCUGCUUCAUGACCGCUACAGCUAUCCUAUACAAUAAAAACUCAAAAGUCCUAAAAUAUAACUAAAAAUAAUCUCUGUAGCAGCUCGCCUCAUGGCGUAGACCCUCUGCACACUUCUGGGUUACAUAGCAGCAUCAUUUUGUGACAACUUUUCCCUCUCAUUGUGUCAAAAUCGCGCAUUUAAAGCAAAGGUAGGCGUACCUAAAAGUAAAUCAAUUUGACAAACAAGCAAAGCAGCCAAAGUGGACAACAUGUCUCCAAAAUAAACAUCAGUAAAACCUCAGGGACGUGACCCAUUGAUUUCUAAAGUGUCUGCCAUAUUAGAAAUGCUCAAUCCAGCCUUUUUGUUCAACUUAGCAAACUUGUAACUUGAACAUCUUCAUACUUGAUAAGUUAUUUUAAAAAAGUGCAACCUCACAUACAAGGUGUGCAGACACAGAAACAAGCUAUUCAGAUAGAAAACUGUUUUAUUUGUUCAAGGCUAUAAAAAUGUUUAUUUCUACUAUGAAGAUGGGCUUUUUUAAUGGGUGUGUAUGUGGCUUUUGGGGCUUUUGGGACGGGCCUCAAGUGGACACUUUGGGAACUGCAGUUUUUGACAUUUCCUUCUUUUCUUUAUCUUUAGGCUCGAAUGAUUACCAAACCCCAAAACAUAUGGUGAUUCCAUGUUUUCAUUCGUAUUUCAAGUGGAAAAAGGUCAAUAUGGUAUUUCUUAUAAAAUGCCAAACAAACACUUUUUUAUUUUAGCGAGGAAAUUCCUUUAUGAAGUUGAAGUGGAAGUGUAGUAGCUGAUAUGAUUUCCUCAUUAUCGAGCUUCCUUCGGCCUGUUUUCUUCAGGAUAUUGUGCACUUGUGUCAGGAGUUCAGCAGGAAGUGCGAGGAAACAAUUCAUUUCUCUUUGGGGUAAAGAAAGUUGACCUCCAGGUCGCCGCUGCAGACGGCGCUCAGAUGUGGGCACCGAGGAGGCCCCUGGUGUCGGUUUCCUUUCGCUCAUGCUUGACGGAAAUGUGCCUCAUGUUAAAAACAACAUGCCCCUGCCGUCCAGAUAAGUUCAGGAUUAGACGAUCAAAGAGGCUAAUUAGGUGAGAGCGCGGGUCAACUCCACGUUAAGGUAAAAGAAUAUAUAAAUAUGAAUGAAUCGGGAGGAUUGAUCGGUCUGUACCUGGUUGAAAGUUUUGGUAUAAUUUAUAAGAUCUGGCCCUAGUGAGUCACAGGAGGACAGAUUUACUGCACAUACUGAGAGAAAAAUAUGACUAAAUGUUGUGAAUGUUUAUCUGCGUUGGAUAUUUUCUAAGUGGAAAGUCUCCUCUGCUAAAAUAAUCAGAUUGUCUUGUUUCAAGUUGUCUCCUUGUUAUUGUCUCUAUUUUAUUGGCCUCGAAUGUCUUCUGGCUUUGGAAGCGGGGGGGAGGGGAUCGGGACAAGAUGACUUAAACAGACGAGCCAAAAACCACGAAACUGCAUGUUAGGAAAGAGGGGAAGAGUCUUCAGCGCUUUGGCAGCCGGAGACUCGGGCUCAGUUUAGAGGAGGAGGAGGAUUGUUGAAGUACAAGUUGGAGAUAGCACAGGGGAGAUUUUUCCGCUGUAGGAAGUUCGAUCAGGGCUUACACCUCCAGUGGGGAUUUGUCGAGGCCCUCCGCCUUUUAGGAGUUUCACUUUCAGAGCAACAAAGACAAGAAAGACGAGGUUUACUGACGACAUUAUCAAGGUCAAGGGUCAAGUUCAGCCACGUCUUCUCUAUUCGUAGUCCGGCUUAAGCUUGAAUCCACUUAUCAAAGCUUAUCUCAGCAGCCAGGUGCUCCUAAAAAACCAAGAAUCAGCUGAAUUUUAAAUUAUUCAAACAAGAUUUUCUUAUCACAUAUAUAAAACGUUUAAUGGCUCAGCUCCAAUCCACAUCUUGGACCUCUUCCACACUGGAAUGUAGCCUCAGGCCUGCCAAGAAGUUUCUCCUUGAACUUCUCAAAUAUUCAAAGUGUAUUCAUACAGUUUUCGGUUGGAAACUAGAGAGAAAGGUUUUAACUUGAUGCUUUUCAACCCCUCACAGAUUAUCUACGCCUUAGGUUAAGAGAAGGAGAUGACAGUAACUAGUAGGAAGCAAAGAUGUCUUCAUGAAUAAUAGGCGUCCUGAAGCACAAAUCAAGAGGAGAUGUUGUGGUCAUUGAGUGCAGCUCAGAUCUUCUUGGAAUUUGUCCAUCAGUGUCUUUCAAAGUCUGACCCUCAGUGGCCCUGAAGGUCAAAAAACACAACUCCAGAAAAGAAAUUUGACUCCCCCCAAAAAACAGAAACAUUUCACAAAACAUGACAACGUCCUCAGGCUACAGGAAAGUAACACAAUACAUCUCACACACGUCUUCAACCUUCCUCCUGUGUUCGCUUUUACUACACACCCACCAUGUUAAGGGUCGGUUUUGACCGGUAUCCUAAAUCAGCUGUAAUUACACUAAAAACAAAUCUCUAUCAUCCAAUUUGGUUCUCAUCUCUAGGUUACCUUGUUAGACUUCAUUAUCCAUGAAAAUGUUGCUUAUAAUAUUUUUUGUUGUGAGCCUCUGGGCCUUUCUUUGUCAGUAUACCCCUCACACAGACAUCUAUACUGAAUUGAUCUCAUGUACGUGGACAUGCCCAAUGUUGUUAUUUGUGUGGGGAAAAACAUGGCAAAAUGAGAAUUUCCUCAUGAAAUCUCACAUGAUUGGAAGGGACUGUCAAUGUGGUGCCUGAUAAUGCACUUAUGCCAUAAUUUUAAUAAGAGCAUUUUAUAAUUUAGUCAAUUUAAUUUUUAAAUUUUUAUUUAGUUGAAAUAGAGGUUCCUGACAAAGUCUUGAUGCAAAAAAGUUCAUUUAAGUGAUUCUUUUAAGCAUUUAAAUCAAAAACGGGUCGGUGCAGACCCGAACACAGGAGGAGGGUUAAAUGUAUGUAAAAACUGAGGCUACCUCUCCAAAAGUGAAGCCAAAAUACGUCUUAAAUGCACACUUAAAUCAAGCCCCUUCUGUCCUUGUUUGAGUCUAUGAUAAGAGGCUCACUAGUUAUGUGUUGAAUUAUGGACACCUCUAGCUUGUAUCUACUCAUUUAUGAUUUUAAGGUCAAGAGCCAGUGCUCAUAACUCAUGUGUUAUGAGCAUGCCCAGAACACCUUGGGAUCCCCCAGUAGUGUCGAUGUAACCAUCAGAAAUCUAUAACCUCUGUGUUAAAAAUAAAUGACAUUUAAUUUGAAUGAUUUUUUACUCCUGUUUCAGACUUUUAUUCUCGGCGGUCAGCAGCUUCAGAUCCCUUUGAGAGACCUACAUAAACAAAGAGAUCAUAAAUAUGAACACUACAGCGCAGCUGUGUCAAAUAUUUACAAGAAAGUAGGCCAUCAACAGGUUUCUUUUUAUCUCAGUGUGAUGGUUCGACUGUAUCCUCUCUGAUAUACAACAUGGAGGUCUGCGUUUUACAACGCGCUCCAUGUGCGCUCCAUCUGCUCCCACAUUCUUCCUGUCCAAUCCGACGCUUCAGUUUACACGACAGUAACACAAGAACGAGGAUUUCUGUCUGCUGGAUUAAAACAUGGCUUAAAAAACCAGCGUGGAGACGGAGGUAGUCCCCGGUAAAAGGUGGUGACUGUGAAAGGUGAGCUCUCUGACGGUGUGUAAGCUCUGACUGCAGAGUCUGUUUAUUGCAAUAUUUUGGCAGACGUAUCCUUGGAGACCUGGACACAGUUAAUUAUUUCCAUUCUCUGUUUCAGACCAAAGCUGAAGAAUCAAAGAAGCAACCCAUCAUGUCUGUCAAUACCUUCAGGAGAGGCGGACAAAAUGUACAUUAGACCAGAAUCAGCCCAAAGACAAAGAGUUUCCUGUUAAUACUUUAAAACAUGCUGAGGUCGUCCUAUUUUUAACAGAGUAACUGAAACUGUGAACCGAUCAUAUCCAAAUCACUUCAGCAGACGUUUUCUGUAGCUGCUGUAGUCAUCACCUUCAUCUACAGGAGUGCUUAACAUCACAUUCAAGCAGGAGAGAGGUUAAUUUGUGUGUUUUUAGGCAAACUCAGAGAAUCCAAGUGUUUCAGUAGGAGGAGUUUAAUAUUCAGGGAGGAGACAGAGGAGUGAAAUGGAGGAUGAUGUCUGAUGCUCAAAAGUUUUUAACCACUUCCUUCUCCUGCAGUCUAACUCACAGAGAUUAAAAAAAUCAGCUCUUUUUUGGAAAUCACAGUUUUCCCUGAAACCUAAUCUGAUCUGGCAAAUAUGAACUCCAGUCCAGCAGGCACAUUUGCAAAAACCACCUUAACAUUUUUGAACAACUCUUGGUACUUAAAACAUUUGCAAACCAAAGUGCAUUAUUUUCAAAUAAUUUUAAGUAGUUUUUAUCUUAGAGCCUCCCUUGUGACCUUGUUCCCUUGAGAUAAUAAUAUUUUCUGUCAAUUUUUUUUUAUUAUCUUGAGCAGCAGUCUCGUGUCUUUGGAGAUAACGCUGAUGUGAAAGUGCCAAAAACUGCAGUUCCCAGAGUGUCCACUUGGGGCUGUCUGCAGAAGCACCAGGAACCCCACACACACUCAUUCAAAAAGGCAAAAAUAAACCCGUUUAUAACCUGGUUUAAAAAGCAGUUUUGGCCUGAAUAGUUUUGAGUUCACAUGGCGCCCGCUGUUUUUCUGUAAUGCGUGUAUUUUAGAAAUAUUAGGGUUACGAUAUCAGCGAAUCAGAGGCAUAGCUGACUCGACUGACAUUGUUGCUGUUUGCCAGAAGGGUGAAGUCCUGCCUCUUGUAAAUCAACCAACUGCAACUGCUGCCGGUAUGUUACCGUCAUUUACUGUCAUUUUAACUGAUUUUUUACAGCAUGUUUUGAGAGAUAAGCACAGACUUUAAGAACACAGUCUAUGCUCGAAACAAACCCAGACAUACAACAAAUUCAUAGUCAUCCUCCUCACCACAAUGAAGUCAUGUCUUUUACCUAACCCUCCUUUAACAUUUCAUUCAGUCCUCACAAAAGACAGGCGAGUCUCAUUUUACAGCCCGGUCAGAGAAGGUAGCAGACGUUUUUUUUUCUUUUACGUCUUAAAGCAGGAAGCAGAGUUUGAUAAUCAUCUCCAAACCUCCUGAAAUUUGAAUCAGAAUAGUCCCUCUGUAUUUUACAUUAGUGUAAGUGCUGACAGCCUAAUGUUCAUAACUGAAGCUUUCUGUAAAAGGAAACCAGGGGUUGUGGAUUGAUUUUCUGCCCUAAAGACGGAGAUCGCCGAGGAAACAGAAACACACCGCGCGCGUGUGUCAUAAACAAUAUCCGAUGAAGUUUUGAAUUUAUGAUCAGUCAUCGUUUACCUUAGCUCCGUUUGGCAACACAAGCAGCCAAAGUUUUGACUCCGAUCAGCAUCUGGUGGAAAGAUUGGUACAAACUUUGGUGGAGGAUGAACUCUUAUGUCUUUUUAGCAGGGAUAAUCCAGGUGCGAGGAUGAAUUUUAAGGAGUUUGCACCGGAUUUGUCCCAUUUUUAACUGCAUGUUUAAUACUCCAUAACUUUCCAUUUUAAAGCUUUUACAAGCUCUUGCUAAUGAUACGAAGCAACUUUUACCAGGGUCUUGAUUUUGGGAAAAGGCGAAGGUUAGGUGAGCUUUUAGCCGCCUAAAAGACACUUUAGAUGUAUCCAUCUUUGAGUCGAUGUAGCCACGCCCCUAAUUAAAGAGAUUUAUGAAAAAACUUGUUCAUCUGAACAAAAUUCACCCCCUCAAACUAGAUGUUUUAAAGCAGACUGCGAACAUGUGAUAAUUUGCUGUUAAAAUUGGUACUUUAAUAUAGGCAGUAAUGAGAAUUCUUUGGCUUUUGCUGCGAGCCUCUAGUGGACACUGAAGGUACUGCAGUUUUUUGCCUCACUUUAUAAACUUCACUUUUCACCACUCAAGUUUGCCAAAGCCUAAAAAGUUGAUUUACACAUUAGUCCCGCCUCUGACGAGACAGUAAGACAAUCAUAGCACAGAAUUUGGGGGCGUCCAAUUUGAUUGCAGGGGGAGGGGUUUGGUGUCUCCUUGACCUCUGAGGAAAACAGCUUCUUUAUAUUCUCUCAUUUCAACAUGAGAAAAUACCAGAAAUCAUAAUUAAAAUCCACAGUACUGAACACAGUGUAACAGGCUCAUUGUCUUUGAAUGCAGCAUGUGGUUGUUGACUUUCCUUCAAUCAGUCCAAACUAAACAUAUUCACAGACCAGCAGGAGACCAACGAUGAUUCAUCAAACUAAUUCCUAAAGUCCCGUCUUCACGUUUGGAAACAUUCUUCAGUGACUAAAUCCUCGGCCAACAAGGGCCGACUGUUGGUACUUGUUGCAGUGUUUGCAGUUUCCUUUUUUUUUUUUGAGUGUUUCCACUCAAAGUUAAAACUGCAGCUUCUCGUGAAUCUCUGAGCACGAGGACUCUGAAUUGGCUGACCCUGUUUGUGGGCGGAACCAACAAGAAAACAGCUGUCUUUCUCAUUAACUCUGCUUUAGUCUCUUAAACCCCCUCCUCUUCACCCACCCACAUCCAACCACACACACACACACACACACACACACACACACACACACACACACACACACACACACACACACACACGCACACUCAAACACACACCCUGUCUGAUGGGAAGCCAAUCACCUGAUGCUUUUAGCACCUUGUGGACACGGCUCACAGCUGUUUCCUGUCAUUCUGCUCGGGGCUGCUUGUGUGUGGCAAAGAGUGAGGAAAAACUGGGUGUAUUUUAAAAAGGUCAAAUAUAUGUUGUUGUUGGUUUUUUUUUAAAGGUGUUUCAAAGAUUUCUAAAUGUAAUAAACAAAAUCUAUCCAACUUUACGUACAUGUUUGACAAGUUUGACAAGCUUGAACAGAUCCCACUGUAUGUGCCAUCAGACCGUGUGUGUGGUCUCUUAAUGAAACAGUUUAAACCUCCUUUAAAUAAUCGGUCUGCUCGUCUGUUUGUCUCCUUUGAGCGGAUUUUCCCAAGAUGAAUCAAUGACUUGUUAUGCGGUGUUAAAGUGACCUGGAAAGCUGGACUAAAAUAACUUUUUUAAUGUCUUUUGGGGUCAGAAAAUUGCUCUACUUUUCAAGUGUUCACGUUUGACAGAGGUGGAGUCACUGGAAAGUUGUAAGUGUCUGGGGCUUCAUUUUUAACCGGAUCAGGAACUUUGUGAUGGUGUCGACGAUCAUGUGAAAAGAUUAGUUUGAUCUUAAAAUAGAAAGUAAAGGAAACAAAAAUAGGAAAACAAGUCAUGAUUUUUUUACUCCAGCCACGUUUUACAAAGUUUUACAAAGUUUUACAAAGUUUCACAAAGUUUUACAAAGUUUCAUAAAUCCCAAUGAGCUUGAAGUAACUUAAUAACUAAUAACUUAAACAAAACAUUACAAUCAAAACCUGUGACCACAUCUAUGUGUGUACGGGAUGUGUCAAUAUACUGGUAUUAACAAUAACUGUCUUGUUAGAAAAUACAUUAAUAUGAACGUCAAACUAAAAAUAAGCAUUUGGUUCCAUAAGUGACUCACUAGUGUCCUUAACACUGGUUGCCGCAAGUCAUAAAACAGAGCAUUGGUGAAGGAGAGGUGUUAGGCCGCCAGUGAGCUAGCACUUAGAAAUGAAUAAACACUUGCGAAAACUAAGGAUCGAGACUGAGUUAGGACCCCAAAACAAAAUUUGAGCAUGUGCCUCUUCAGGUUACAAACUGAACAUUUAUACUCAACCGUUUUUCAAGUGUUUUUCAGCUCUGUAACUUAUGAUCUACCAAAAGUAGUGUACUACAAAAUAAAAGCAUGGAAAUAAGCAAUCGAAAUGCAAGACAGUGAAAAUGUUUGUUUUGCUUUUCCUUAAUUUGACUGAUUGUGUUACGUAUUACCAUAAUAGUCACGAGUUGAAAAUCUGACAGGCCUUUUUGUGCAUUUUUCCUCAAAUACAGUCUUGACCUCCCGUCUUCAAUUCAAAAGUUUUUAAAAACACCUCCACAGGUCUAAAAAUUCCAACAGUGAAACCUUGAUCUUAGGAAUAUUGUCAUUUUCUGCAUGUGCUGAGAUGUUAGGCUACCAGUUUAUUCACGUCCGUUAGGUUUAUUUGCAUAUUUUUGAGUAACUUUACUUCACGGCAACACAGGAGUAAAAAUUUUCACGUCAAAUGGUUUUUAUUCACCACUUUUACGAACACUAUUUACUCAAAGUUCUUCAACACAGACACGAACUGUGUUCUUCUGUAGCGAUUAAGGCGACUGUGUGCGCACUAUUGCCACCUACUGGUCUGGCAUGCUUAUAUGCGUAUUUUGCACCACUUACAAGUUGCCAUGGGAACAAAGUAUGUUUUCUUUUUAACUUUUUGAAAACAGGGGGAAAUAAUGAAGAAUUUUAAACAUGUGAAUGUGACGUGAAUCAAACCGUCUCCUUCAUGUGUAUCAGGAAUCAAUGGCUCCUUAUUAAGUGACGUCAAAGUGACUUGAAGAUGUGUUUUGGGGAUUUCUCGUCCAGAGAGGUGGAGUCAUAUUAAGAGUUGGAUAUAUUAACAAUCUACUGUAUCUGAGGCCUCAUCUUUAAUCUACAUUAGUCCUCAAAUUUCACAGAUCCCAUCCUACAUUUAUAACUUUGGGGGCAAAUUCUCUUUCCCUGCUGAAAGUCAAAAGGUGUUGACCUCAGAUUUCUCUCUAAAUUUAAACUCUGGAUUCCCAAUCGUGACCACCUACAAUCCUGACCACCCACAGAGUUUCUCUAACACACAGUUUCACUUUUUUUUACCUUUUAUUCCUUUACCUUCGACUAAGAACCCCGCAAUUCAAGAGAAAACCUCUGAUUUUAUAAGCAAACAUGCAAACAAGUGAUCUCGUGUGCUACAAAUUCUCCGCAGCAAACAAUACAGUUAUAAAGUCUAUUCUUACUUUAAACUGGCCUGUUAAAAAAGAUCCUCUCUGCUUACUGUGUGUCCUCUCUGGUGCCCCAAAGACGGCAAUAAAACAACACUUUUUAUGAUCUUGCUAAGCAACCACUCGAGGAGAGAAGCAACAAUCGGAGACAAGUCGAGUUAUCUCUCCUUAUCUGCUCUCUCUGAUCUUCUCCUGAAUGUCUUGUUAGAAACUAAUGGAGACUACUUUUAUUCCAAGAAGCAGAGAGAGAGACACUGGAAAGUAUGAGAACUUGUGAACAUGGGUGUAGUUCUCCCACAGCCUGUGAGAGGAUGGGAGAGGGCUGACAAAAGGGGGAGGAAAAUUAGGCUCGCCAGCAUUCUUCUCAUUUAAAGCUGUAACUACACAAAAAAGCACUCACGCAGUCUGGGCUGGGUCUGCUUGCUGCUUACAAGGAGGGGGACUCUUGUAUUCAUGGUGGUGCAGUGAUAACCUGAGCUUUUUUACCCCUUUUUUUUUUCUUCAUCCUUUUUCCCCUUUUUCCUCUCAUGUCUUUCUUAUAGACAUGAUGAGCUUCGUGCGUUUAAGGACUUUUCUUUUUCUGCUCGUCUCCGGGGCUCAGGUUUUGAUUGUUUCAUGUCAGGACGGGAACAGCGGUAAGUUAAACCCUUGUGCUGUUUGUUUUAACACCUAAUUGCUGCUGGGUUUUAAAUGUGUGAAGGAAAGGAAGGUCAGGUUUGCCCUUCAGGUGACUUUAACUUGGAGUUUUUAAAGUGUGAAGUUUGGUCUUGGAGAUUCUUGUUGUUUUAGGAAGCUCUUACAAGUUUGGCUCAGUUUGGAUAUCACUCUUUUCUCUUUUUUUUACCCAUGAGUUAAACUUGAUCAAACUUUUAUCAGAAAUGUUGUUUUCUGAGGAUUGAGCAUGUGAGUUAGAUCCUCCUGCAGAGGUGGUUUAGACAGUCUAGAUGUCCCUUUUUUUGGGGUUAAUCUCGCUUUGAAGCAGCAAAAUUAUGGAUUAGAACAACUCCGCUGUGGAUUAUCCGCAAUUGGCGAGCAAGCGGUGUAUGUGAGGAAACAGCUCUGUGGACAUCUGUCAGUGAUUGCCUGUGAUGUCACCCUCAGGCACCGAAAAAGAAGUGUGCAGAGGAGGGAAACGAGCACCUUUGCGGUUUUACAUUUCUCCUGCAUGGCUCUUUGGCCGCUUUGGAACAUUCAUUACCACAAACGCUUUUUCUUCCCUCUCUCUCUCUCUCUCUCUCUCUCUCUUUCUUUCUUUCUUUCUUUCUUUCUUGCUCUCUCUCUCUCUCUCUCUCUUUUUCGAACAGCGUUGUACAUCUGCAGAAAGAAUUUGCGCAGCAGAGCCCGAGCGCGUCUGUGAGGGAACACAGGCUGCAUGCUAAUGCAGAGCAGAUGUGAGGAGACAUGAGAAGCAGAGAUGCUGUUGGAGCCUGUGAGUCACUCGCUCGCUCUGCUCGCUCUGCUCAUGUCUUCAGCUGGCAGCAUCCACACCUGGAACACCUGAGCGCAUGCACCUCUUGUUUGACUUGAACUGCGCUUCGCCCUCUUUUCCAGCUGGAGCGUUUGAAGUGUCGUGUCGUCACAGGGACUCUGUUGUUUCACUAAAUGAUGUCACGCUGAGUUCACUUGAUGGGCCCCUGAUGGACUGCGGAGUCAAAUGGUGUGGCCCCAAAGUGUUGUUUAUUUUACCUCAGAGCUGUGUAGAUCAUUUUCGAAGCAUUUCUUUUGUUUUUUUUUUUGGAAUAAAGAGCUGAAAUGAGUUUGGUUUUUACGAUCAUAUCACAAAGCGAAGAGAGCUGGAUGACAGCGUAGUGCAAGUUAGAGCACCACCCUGUGGCGGGUGCUGCAUGGGGCCCAAAACGUACCUUUUUCUGCACACUUACAGUAUGCAAAUGAUUGAUAAUCACUGUGCAAAAUACCUCAGAUUAAAGAGAUUAUAAAAUCUCAGUAUUAUAGAGUAUAUAUAAUGAAAUCCAUGCAGGACAUUUUCAGAUUACAGGGUUUUAAAAUGCCACAUCAGGAACAUAUCUGACCCCAGAAUUGAACCACUUGGACACGAUCAGACCAAGGAGAUCAGAUAUUUCUCUGAUUUGACUGAUUUCAUGUUUUGGAUGCCAGAAACUUCACAUUUCUCAUGCCAACUUGUUGUUUUUAUGCUUUAAUGUCACAGGUUUGGUUAUAAUCAAGACAUGGCAUAUUUGGACAUUUCAUCCAGCCCUAUAAAUACUUUAGAUAUCUUUUAAAAAUCUCCAUAUUCUCCUGGUUUUGGAUUUUACGUCCAUUUUUAACCAAACCCUGAAACUUUCUGCAACUUUAUCCUGACAGGGAAAGUUUGAACGCUCACAAAUGUUUACCCGAUGUGGUUCAAAGGCUCUUACUCUGACUGUUAUGUGAGACCGUACGGCGAUGUUGCAGGCUGCUUUCCUUGGAAGAGCGGUGGGCGACCAAACUCAAACAGUGGAAAGUUCUGGGUUUCUGUAGACUCAGGGAAAAUGUGGUUCACCAGAGCUCUGAGACAAUGUAGUCGUGUGUGUUUGAGGCCUGAUCCACGUGAUAAAGCAAGUUAAAGGAAGAAUACACAAGACGUUUUAGCCUCAUAGAUGAAUUCAACUUUGUGUUUUAUUGGGGAUUUUAUUUGGAAAAUUGCAGGAAACUCUGUAAUUGAAUGCAGAUUUAUUCUCAAACCAUCUUUAGUGUUUCUCAGAAAGCAACAAAACGUAACGAUGCAAAGAUCCCCGAGGAUCCAGUCUCUAAAAACUCAAAUGUAAACCUCUUUGAAGGUUAAAACAUGUUUUAGACAAAUGUUGAAAGUUUUCGUCAUGCGGCGGCUCGAGAUGAAAGUCAUCUGGCUGCACAUGUGCGUAAAGUUAGCUCGUGAGGGAACAGAAGUUGGCAAAUGAGAUCAAGGCGCAGACUCUCGGCGCGCAAUGAGAUGCCAGCAUAAACCAUCUACCUUCGAACCUUCUAUGAUGCCAAAACCUACAGGAGAAGCAGGUCUGGGUCUGCGUUUGCCUCAGAUAGCUUCAUGCCUCUGCUUGUGUGUGUGUGAUCUUGAACGUAACACCUCCCAGACGCUGACUUAGCUGUAAAACAUCUUCAAAGAUGCCACUUAGCGCCGCACAUCAAAGAGACAAACUCAGACUUAACGGUGAAUUCGGUUUGGUGGUGGAGUCAGAGUCAGAGCUGUCUCACCGUCUCUCCAAGCCAAAUCUACAGGAAAAACUCUUCCCCACUCCCCAUCAUGGUACUCUGAAUCUACACGCCAACAUGAGGUCACCCCGUCCUCCAAAUUACUUCCAGUUGUUGUUGCCACAUCACUGACAUCGCAACAAAUGGGCUGUUUUCUACCAAAGCAGAAACGUCCAAACAUGUGAAUUCAACCAGGUCCGCAGACGGCUUUGAUUAAAACCACAUGCCGCAUUUUUGAGCUAUGACUUGAUUACACGCCUCUUUUCUUCCACAGUUAAAGGGGUCGGCGCUCCACAUUGUACGUUUUCUUAGGUUACAAGGAGGUUUUUUUUUUUUUUAUCAGCGUGGCGUCUGACGUGAACCUGAGAGGCUUCAGUGGCACAGACGAUGGAGCUGAUUUCAGUUUCUAAAGCAGUGUGCGCCUCCAGGACUGCUCCAUGGGAACUACUUAUAAACCAAAUUAUUGCAGUCAGCAAAUGGAGGCUAGAGGAGAGGAGGGGAGGGGGGAUGAUUUCCAGAUGUUUAAAUAGAGGCCUUGGCUGAAUUUGGAUAUGACUGAAAAAAAAAAGAGUUUUAGCCUCAAAGAUACUUGGACGAGGAGGGCGCCACACGGCUGAUGUCAGAUAUUUGGUGUCACGUCUCGGCUGAUGGUUUACCUAAACGGUCUCAACACCUUCAGCAGGUUCAAGUUAAAGCAACUGUUUGUUCAGAAGCCUUUCAAUUAGAGCUCAGACUGACGGGUUUCCUGCUCCGUGAUUGUCACUUACCCUCCAAUCUGCUGCUCUCAGAUCCUCUCAGCCUGUCCAUGUGGGAGGAGGACAGGACAGGACGUAAACACGGAGCGGGACGGGUUCCCAUGUGCUUCCAUGUCCCAACCUCUGUAAGAGUUUGGCCUUUUCAAGUGGUGAUAAUAGUUGAAUUACCCAUGAUAACCUCAGUUUAUUUAUAACACGUGGACACAGAUAGGUAAUCUGUGUGAGGGAUUGGUAAUCUGCAGGGACAGAUUGGUAAACCGUGCAAACUGAGUGGUUGGAUUUGGCAUCAAUGCACAUGGAUUUUUCGUGUAUGCACAUAAAUUAGGAAUGCAUGCACACGUUAAAAUCAGUGUGCACAAACUUGGAAAUCUAAUUUUUCUUCUUGACACUUAAGAGAGGCUCUUCAGAAGUCAGUAUUUGCUUGAGAGUUUUACUUUUUUGCACUUUUCCAGAUUCUGCUUAAAAAUGUAGAAUAUGAACACAAGAGUCUUGAUUUUCAGCAGCAGAAGUGUUAUGAUUAUAUUAACUAUGGCUAAGAGAUAUGUUUGGGAAAAAAUGGGCACGCAAAAGGCAGGAAAUGUCAAGUUUUUAUCGCCUGUCCUUUCUAGUUUUACAUUUUUUCACCUUUUCAAACAAGGUUUGUAUCGAGAGAGAGCUUAGUUAUAUUUAUGACUGAGGCAAACAUUGUCUCUUUCAAUUAUGAAGACUAAUCCUGUCCACACACACACCAAUAAAAACACAACUGUCAUGUUAAUACUUCGGUUUCCAACCAGCUGCCAGUUUUCCUGUGUGAAGUGUUGAUACAGCUGGAUGUAGUUUUUCCAGGAGAUCUUGGAGGACUUUUGCCCUCUGGAGCUCAUCCUCUGCAGGUUGGCAGGUCCAGCUGUAAUGUAAGACUCGCUCUGAACAUACAUGCUCUCUCUCUCUCUCUCUCUCUCUCUCUCUCUCUCUCUCUCUCUCUCUCUGUGACUUCUUCAAAGGCCGGUCUAAUUGGUCUAAUUGGUUCAAUUUCUUCAAUUUCAGGAGGUCUCAUGUCCCAUCUGGUUGCCCCCUUUCUUUAAGGUGAAGAGCUUAGGAUGGGGUCAUGAUUCAGCAAAAUCAGAUUAAAGGAUUUUUGGUAAUAACACAGAGAAGAGUCUUCAUACAUAAAGCUUUAGAUAAUUAAAAUAUUUAAUCAGUUUUAGAUAAACUAACCCUUCAUGUUUUUACAAAGUUAGCGUUCUCUCACGGCGUCUCCAAAAUCUGAUCAUUUAGUUUGUCAAGUACUACACUUACUUGUUUAAACGCCACAAAAUGGUGCCUGUCAGCCAUAAUUGCAGGUUGCGGUUCAGCCUAAAUUCUAUGUUGUAGCGGGUUUGUGUAUAUUACCGCUGCUGAGGGUUAACAAGUGGAGCUACAUGGGUGUUGGUGGGUGACAAGGGUUAGAAAUGUGGCCUGAGUUAUGUUUAGGCUUUAACAGCUUGUUGGACAGCUGAUUGGUGAAACGCCUCAUAAAUACAUAUUUAUAUAUACGUGUGUGCGGUGAAAAGCCUUCAGGUCAGGAUCCAGGUGGUCUACCUGAGGGGGGCUGACACACUGAAGUCUGUGUUACCUUUAUUUUGUCUGCUUCCAUAUCAUCGGACAGAAAAAAGGGAAUAAUAUAUGAAUUAACCGCAGACCAGCAGCACUAAGUAAAAAAUCACUAAGUGAAAUCUUUAACAUACAACAAGAAGACUUCUGUUUGUGUUAGGGUUAUGAAGGUUGUGUUAUUUUUGCACAACAGCUGAUCAUACUGAUAUUUUUUUUAAGUUACGUGUUGCAGGUAUAAAAUAUUGCCAACCUGUUUUCUUAAUAUUUAAUUUAAUUAACAUUGUGACCGUAGUGAGAAGUUGGUGAAAGCUUGUCGUAAAGUGUUUUCGUGAGGUUUUUAUCAGAUGGAUAAACUUCAUGUUUAACUUCGACUGCAGUAACUUAACAUACUUGUACAAAUACUUUAGAUGUCUCAUUGUAACAAACCUGCAGAGAGCACACCAGAGACUUCAGGUGGAUGUCAAAACAAGUCAGAGCAGAGUUCACGAGGGUCACUGUCUUACUAACUCUGGAUUUCUUCAAACCAAUCCAAGCUAAACCAGUUGACAGAUUCACUAUCCUCAAUGUUUGGCAUGUUUGUUGCGGUGUAGUGGUGAUGGCAUUUGGUAACAAUGUGGAUGUCAAUCACAUGUCUUUAAAACUUUAUACCAAUGUUGUCUCUGCUGCUCUGAUGACCUUGUCACACCCCUGCUCCACAUGGCCCAGACCAAUCCAUGAGCAAAAAGCGAUCAACUGCAUGUGCAUGUAGUUAAAAUUAAGUAUAUAUUCAGGCUUAAUUGUUACUCGAUCUUAAUUGAAGCUGUAGAGUUUGAUGUCAAGACUUGUUCGUUAGUUUUUAAACCGUUUUCCUGAAAUCUGUUUGAUGGGCAGCUGUGGCUCUGAGGUAAACUGAAGAAACUCUCAGUUUGACAGUUAAUUUAAUCUCAGCUCUCAUAAUUUGUAUGUUGAAGCGUCUGGAUGCUCGUGAAUGAGAUUAAUUAACGCUGACAGGAACCCGACGAAGAGGCGACCUCCAGUCUUGAGAAAUGGAGUCGAUCCAGGAGUGCUAGACUAGAAACGUUCUGCUCAUAUACCGUUUACUCUGUAAAGUCAGAUUUCUAGAAAGAUCAAGGCUCAGAUGGAAAAACGUGAGGUUCAGCUACAUCAUGUUGGAUUUCCAGGAUGUACGCCUUGUUAUGUUAUUGGAGGAGCAGACACGGCACCUGUGGUUUGCAAUAUUUUUUUUCAUAGGAUUGUAGGGAAAGAUCUCGCCUCCUUCGCCUUUAAUUGGCGAGAAAAGCUGGAAAAGUCAUCACACGCUCAAGCCGAGUGCGGGCUGUCGGCUCUGUACAUCGAACAGAACAUUAUCGCACUUCUGAAUCUCCUAACCACCCCUCUCGAUCGGAAUACAGUUUCAUUCUGAUUGAGCCGAAUUGGAUCACAAUCUUCCAAUCGACAUGUUAACAUUACGCAUUUUUAUUCCGAUCAGACAUUUAUUCCGAUUAUUUGUGCCCAUGUAAAUGCAGCUAAUAAGAUGGCAGCAUGGUUUUCCACGUCAAAGGGGAGAAAAAGUAAAACCAAAUGAAUUCUGGGUAUAAAUAAGUCUCAAUGUGACAGAAGGCUGCAUUCUUUCAACACAAUGUGAGUCUGUCCUGCCCUUUACUCGCCGGCCGCAGCGUCCAGUCAGUGUUCCCGAACAAACACUUCUCACAGAGCCAGACCAGCGAGAUGUGGAAUUGUCUGCUUGUGAGCCGGUGACUCAUGGCGACAAUUUAACUUGAUGAUUUCACCGAAUGGUUGAGCUGCUGCAGAGUCAAAGAGAAGGAGUUUAUUUGAGGAUUAGUCGAAGCUUUCCUUAGACCUCACUUUUGCUUUAUAGAUAUUUACAGUGAACUUUGGAAAGUUAGAGACUUCUUUAAAGCAGAGGGACAACAAUGCUCCGAUGUUGGUACAGUAAUUUAUAGUCAGUGAGCUUUAAAUUGCAUCCACAUGCCAUCAAACCCGAGCUUUUGGGGGGUUUGUAAAUAAACUCUGGAAUAAGAUCCACAUGGAUUUCCCUAAAGAAACACUAUCCUGUAGAAUAAGCGUGUAAUUGCUGUAGUGUGUAGAUAUUUUGACUUCACUUUAUCAGCUGCAUCAGAUCAACAAACACAUCCAGUUUACAAAGCAGCGUCACACAUGAUGCCGGUCUUUAUUUACCAGGUUCAGUUAGAGCUCGGAGUCCAGAUUCCUCUUAAUUCUCUCGCCUCUUUUUGUUUUAAAGCCGUUCGCUGAAUAAGAGGGAUUAGCUUCAAACACGGAGGGAACUUGUUUCAUCUUAGUUUAAUAUGUACGACGAGAAGAGGGAUUGGAGGAGAAGAAAGGAGCUAAAUGAAGGGAUCAAGAGAGGAGGAAGAGGAGGAAGAGGAUAAAAAGAGGCGAGGAAGAAGUGGCGAUGAGGGACGCCGUGUGGAUUGUGUGGCAGACAUUUCUUUGUGGUCUUAUCUCAGCCCCUCGCAGACAGGUCAUAUUAAUUUAGAGUUUCCUCUGGAUAAGCCCGAGUCUUUCAUCUGGACGUUGUUAGGAUUUACAGUUGUGGUCAGUAAGCAGAGGUAUAAGACGUAAAUGACAGUUUGUCGUCACCGAACCUUGAGCCCCUGUUAUUGAAUACUUUGGUCCGGGUCUGAGUCAGGUCAUCAUAAUUGAUACAUGGAGGUCUGAGGUUUUAUGAGAAGACAGAUGAGAGACAGAAGGAGGACAAGAUUAAAGGACCACAGGCUGGAAUCAGACCUGAGUCACUGACAUGGAGGACCAGGUCUCUACUCUACAGGGGGAACUUGGACUGGGUGAUUUGGCAGAAAAGAUGACCACGUUAUAUUUUGUCUGAUCUUGAUCAGUAUCAAGAUUUUUUGUGUAUUUUUUUAAGCUGCCAGUUUUAAAGCAUCCGUGCUAAAAACUAAAGAAACUGGAUUUUAACAUUUUAUUAACAUACAAAGUAAAAAACAGAGCAAAUUAAAUAAGAUAAACUUAGAAAAAUGUAAAAACCAUUUUAACUCAACAAUACAACAUGUGUAGAUAAAUACUAACUGAAACAGUGAACUAGUUUACUGUGUUUAGAGUGUUUCUGGUGGUAUGCAGGACCCAAAAUAAACGAAUUGCCCCUCAGAGAUAAUGAAGACGCCUUAAAAUGUUAACAUUAGCUGAUGUAAACAUAGAUGAUAUGAUUGGUUGUUGCUUUCGUCUGGUGGCUGCACUGCUAGUUUUGGCUAAACUGCUAAAGCUGUGCAGACUCUGCUACUUCACUGGAGAAGAACUUCUUCAAAUGAUUGAACAGAUCUGUCGUGUUGCCAGUUUUUAAGGGCAUCGACCACCAACAUACCUUUCACAUUGACUGUGGAGAUAGCCGAACCACCGCCACACAACCGACGUUGAAUAACUUUUCUUCUCACGUCACGGCUGACAUCUAUUUUGCUGCCCUCAGCUCCACGUUGUUUACUCUUCCUGUUUACUUCUCUGGCAACUUUACAGAAGUGAGCAGGAAAAGCUCGACUCUGAUUGGCUGUUGUGACAAACAUUUCCGCCAUGUCUGAUUGAGUAAAUAUGCUCACAGCUGAUCACCGUGAUUGAACAGAAAUUUACCACAAUCAUUAAUCACGAUCAUAUAAUCGCCCAGUUCUAGGGGGAACUCCUCAUUUUAUGAACCUGGACUGACUGUGUGGGACCUUUUAGAUCCCUUAUGAACACAUUAUAUUGUUGAUUUAACAAUCCAGUUGGCUCUGUCAGCAUGUCUGGAUAUUUAGGUCAGAUAUCUCGAUACUGACUCACUAAAAUCUGCAGAUGUCUGUGCGCCCACUUUAGGCUGACUGCAGAAGUGUUGGGAACCACGUCGACUCUCCUCAGUGGUCGUUGUUUUGCAUUUUACACAUGCUGUGAGCUGCUGCUUGCAUUAAUUAUAAAAUCUUUGAAAGCAAAUCUCACGAUUUCGUUGGCGUCUCUUUGAGCGUCCUGGCAGGAAAUGUAGCCGAACAAGACGGCACAUGAGCAUGCAUACAAGUGAACAUAUGCUGCAUGAUCGGAGUGAGAAAAAUGAUCGAUAUAUGAGUCAGGCAGUGCUCGAAAUCUGGACUUGAGUCUGAAUUGUGGAGUUAAAUACUUAAAUACACCGUGUGCUCAGAGGUGGAGGAGAUCAGUUCUGCAUCCAGCAAAGAGAGCGUUAGUCUUUAAAAUGUCAAAGCGUGUCAAUUUUCCAAUAAGGUUGAACAACUUUCAGUAUCUCAAAAUUAGGUCAGCUGGUGGUUUGUGAGCUCUUCAGCCAUGAUCUUAUCCUCGUUUUUUUGUGCAGUUUGGGAGGAUGUUUCUGAGGCUCACACAGCUGCUGAUGACAUGUUGAAUAAAGAAUGUAACUGUUACUAACAGAGAGGAGGGCUUUCAGCAAACAAACUGCUGCAGAUCUGCCAAGAACUAAUCCUCCGCUGAUGGCGAUGCAAGAAUGCUCUCAGGGUGCUAGUAAAAUCCUGCAGAGUUGGUCGGAGCAGUUUGAGAUUUUCCUUCAGUGCAACAAAAUGUAGAAAUGCAUGAAGUCACUGUAAAGUUUUAAUUUGGGUCAAAGAAAAUAACUCGUGCAUUUCUCUCUGCAGACUGAAAAUCAGAUCAUGGAGUUAAAGUUGUUUCCACGUUGAAGAUAUUCGAGAUCAUGUGAAGCUAAUUUGCACAAAUCUGAUCCUGAUCUUGAUGAAGUUGUGGCAGCGACUGAAGGGAUAAAGGACAUCAUGUUCUGUUUGUUGUGGAAAUAAAUGAGUAAUUUUCUGCCUCUGGCAUCGCUGUAAUUCACCAUCAGCACCGCUGCAAAGACGGCAAAAAAUAAGUGUGAUUUAGUGAGAUGCAGACUUUAACUACUAUGUUAUUUCUUUAUUCUUCUAUGUGUAGCUGGUUAAAUGGUAAUUAUCGGUCAAAGAAUAUCUGACAAAGUUAUCUCAAACCUUUUUUCUGAGAGGGAAAAUAAGUUUCAAAAGUCGCUCUGAUAAUGUGAAAACAUCCAACCUCUGAAAAUAAAAUCUGGAGGUUUGGGAGAAGAUUUUGCUGACACAAGAAAAAUCUGGUUUUUAUUAUCUGUCCAUUUGGUCUCCAAGUGGUACUAAUCAGGCUUUGGUGCGUGUGCAGAGAGAGAAAGUGGAGAAAUGUGGAGAAAUAACCGAUCAGCUGAUAUCAAAUGAUGAAUAUCACACAAGUUUGUGUAUUUGAUAGCUUUUUUUCCUAUUUUGAUCUUUCUUAUACGCCAGUGCAAAGAGUGAUCAUAUUCUGAAUCCCCAAAAAGAGGACAAGACUACACGGGGGCGGAUCCAUGCGUAAUUAAUUUUGAGAGUUUUACGGGUCAGAUUGAAUGUUUUUUACACGCUUCUAACUAGAGGUGGGGGCUUGACGACUCGACUCGAGACUCGACUUGGACUUGAGUCCCGUUUUUGAUGAGACUUGCUUGAUGAAAUCAAGAAAUGACUUGGACUCGCUUGGAACUUGAUUGCUAAAGACUUGACUUGACUUGAGCCCAGUGACUUGAAAAGUCAAGUCAAGUCUUUUCAAGUCACUUAAUACCUUACAGCCCAAACUGUUUAAAAAGUGUCGCAUCAACUAAUAGGAAUUACGGGACUCGAAACAAAAAGUUCAGGACUUGGACUUGACUUGAGACUUGAGAGCAAAGGACUUAAGACUCGACUUGGACUUGCAACAUAGCGACUUUCCCCCACCUCUGCUUCUAACUCAGUAAUUCCACACGACUCAAACUCCAAACUUUCAUACAAACCCCCGAACACUUGAAGGAUUUUAUAAACUCCCGGGACAAAGCUGGACAGCCCACUAAAAAGAGGACAUGUCCGGGUAAAAGAGGACAUAUGGUCACCCUGCCUGUGCAACAAGUGCUGAUCAUGGGGAGUGGAUCUGUCUCUACUUCCUGUCUAUCAAUGCUGAUAUAAGCUGUGCAAUCAUACAGACAAAUAGACUUGCAGAUAAAGGUGUGGUGACUAAUAUCAUCACUCAGCAUUAAGUGUAUUAAAGUGUUUGUCAGUGAUCUCUGCAGGACAGAAAAUACCAAACACUGUCUCAGUCCACUUGUACAGACGCAGCCUUUCCUUGGGGCCGCUGUUUUUCAGGCCCUCUGUAACCCCUCUAAGAUAAAAAAGCAUCAUAACAGCUCUCCUCCCCGACCUCCUCACCUCCCUCUGUCCGUCUCCCGCGUUUAAAAAAUGCAGCCUGCCGUAAACUUCAAGGGCUCCAUUCAGCAAUAAAGAGAAAGUGAUAAAUUCUGUGCGUGUCCCCCGAGGCCGGAGCCCGAGUGAUGUCACCUCAGUGAGGGGCCUCACAGAGUCGACCCCCCUCUCCAGCCACAGCGGUGUUUAAAGUUACUGAUUAUGAAUGAGAGAUCUGCAGCGAAUGUUAUCCCGCCCUGUUUUAAACGGAGCUCAGCAGACCUCAACAGUCUCUGCAAGAGAAACAGUCGAUGUGUUAUCUAUCCAAGCAAAGUAAUAAUAGAUAUCUGCUGUAAGCUCGGGCGGCUUGAGGGAACAGUUGAUUUAGUUCACCUGGAAUAGAGUCAUGGUUUCCAUUUCAGAGAUGAUAGUGGACUUUCGCCAACUCAAGCGUAUCACUCAAUGUUUGGAGGAAAUUUUGGCCUAAACAUCUGCAGAGAAACUGUUUUCCUUGAGGAUUGGCGUCUGUUUCUCGAAGAGCCUCUCCAUAACAUCGGCUUUUCUGGGAUUUUCAGGAGUGUAGCACGUUUUCUGAGACGGCCUCUGUUUUUACAAACAUGGAAAAUAACUUUAACAAGAGUAUCCUGCAGCAAAAUCUUGUUUAAUGUGGUUUUUGUUCUCUGGUUUGGAAAAACUUUGAAUGCGCAUUCGAGUGAAAUUUAAGUAUUGUAAAACCAAGGCCUUACUUUCACAAUCAUAGUUUAAAAACGACAAGAAGUACUUUUCAGUUUUGGUCCAGAGAGCAGCUGUUAAACUGACUGAAGUGUAAUUCUUUAGGACUGAUGUGUCUGAUCAGAGUGUUUUCACUAAAAUUCCUGUUUUUGCCGAUAAUUGUCUCAGCCUGUUUCUCAAGAUUUUGACAAAAAAAGGAAAAAAAACUUUUAAAAAGUCCAUAAAAGCUGUUAUGUAACUUUUUUCAAAGCCUGAUAACACUUGGAAGACUUGUGUGUUAUUGAGCAAUACUUGACAGUUUGAAUCAGUUUUGGCGCCCCCUGUGGACAGAGUGGUGCCUCUUUGCUAACCCUAUCUUGUGCACGCAUAGGUACUUUUUUUCCCCUUUGAUAAAUCUCUCUUUUUCACCAGCUGUCAUCAUGUUUUAUUGAGAAUUUAUGGUUAAAAAAAGACAAUUUUUGCUGCAUCACACCUACCUAGCAGGGGUGUGUCCAAAGGGGCAGCCAGGGGUGGCACUGACCCCCUCCUUUUAAACCUGAUUGGCCACCCCAGGUGAAUUAGCAUCUUAUAAACAAGACAAGCUAAUCCUGGCCACCACAUGUUGUGUUUCUGUCUAAACUAAGAAAAUAAAUAUAUAAACAGGAGUACAUUAGAGACACAGAUAUCUGUAGUUUGGCCACCCCAGUCAAAAAAGUCUGGACACACCCCUGCUACCUAAUGACAGUUGAUAAUUGUAUUAAAAUGAACUUGAUAGACGUAAUCUAGAUGUUAGUGGUCCUGUUUGCUUUGGUAUGUCAUUUAGGAGCAUUAGCUCUCCAUUAAAUGACCCCCUGAAAACCGUGUGACAGGAGCUUUAAUCUAAAUCCAAAGAAAUCAAGACAGAGAAAAUUCUUUAACUCUCUCUUACAGUAGUUUGACAGCUGCUUCUGAUUUAUAACAAACAGUCAGUAAACAGAAACAGCUAAAAACAGGGCUGUGAACCCUGAAACGUAUCAAUGUUGAUGCCAGGUUAAAGUUCGGUCUUAGACUUUGCGUUUGCAUUUUGACCGACUUUGUGGUCGCAGAUGUUACAGGACAUUAUGGAGAGAGCAUCAACUUCUGCUCAUCAUCUUUUGUAAAUAUAAAUCAUCCUUUGACCCGGCACCAUGCAGUCCAGCUGAAAAUGUAAAUAUUUAUGAGGGACAUCCUUCGCCUGAGGUCCGCACGUAUGAUACGCUAUACUCCGGCGCUGUGGUCUCGCUGUUGCAUCGCUAAUUUUAGCUUUUGAUACAACAUAUUUGACAAGAGCAAAUAGGGUGAAAAUCAGAGAGAUGUGAAGGAGAAGUCCAGAAAAAGAGCAUUUUCUGUCUGAGGAGAAGGAGGUUAUUGGAGAGCUUUCUGGGGAUAUGAGAAAACACAAACUAAUGCAGGAGAAUCAGCAGGAUUCAAAAAUAGAGCCUCGGGCAGACAUUUGGUUUGAAGAGAGGAUGCAGCAUCAUUCAGCUGUUUCAGCUCUGAGGUCAGACAAAAUGUGGAGGCAAUAAGUCUCUCUUCCCUUCAGGGUUCCUCCACAACCAUUUAAAUAGGCCAUCUUUAAAAAAAUCCUUCCCAUCCUGAGGAAUAAUAACGCUCACUCAUGUGAAUCUAGUCAUUUAGCGUCUAUAUGCUGUAAUCACUGAACACUGUCAGGAGAUUGAGUCAAAUUUGAGGGAUUUCUGUGGGUUUAGCUGUAGAGUUUUUCCUUUCCGGUGUUUUUAAUGAGUUUGAUGUUGCUCACGUGUGGAGUGAUGAACUAAAACUCCAGGAAGAGUCAACACUAGAGAUGUUUUCCAGGAUACUGUGAUCAUGUAACCACCUAAAGCUAUUAAUCCUACGACAUAUAUAAAGUUAAAUACAGAGAGGAAAGACAGACGUGAUACUCCAGGGCUUUCACAGACAUGUACGUCUGAUCUAAGCAGCAGACAGCAUGCUCGGGGAUGACUUGUGCUGUGGGUUUACCAAAACCAUGGAAAACAUUUAUCCCAGCCGAGCACGGGAUCUCAAAGUUUCUGCUGAGUUUAUAAAAACCAAAUCUGUCUGAUGAAACUGGAGGAAAAAUGUGCUUUUCUAGCAGAUAAAGUAAAGUUAAGACGUGUGAAUAUGUCAUCAAAAAGAGAAUAAAGCUGCUCAGGAUGAUGUCCAGAUCUGCUGCAGCUUUUAUUAAAGCUGUGAAAUCCUCAUAGUCAGUGAGAUUUAUGCAUUUUUAAGAGGAUUUCACACAUUUUAAAAAUGUCUUUUUAACAUUUUAAGUUAUUUUCUAAUUUCUUGCAUGUUAAGUUAAUGUCUGUGUGAAGAAAAGAUACAUGUAAUUAUGUAAUUAUGUCAUAAGAAUAAUUUGAAGAUAAAGUUGUAGUUUUUGUGUAUGGUGGGCAGCCUGUACUAAAACAAGGAAUGUGGCACAUCUGGUUAGAUUUUAUUUUUAAGUUUUUGUGAAUAAAAAAAACCCUAAUUUUGCGGCAGGACUCCAAAAAGAUGACUCGAAAAGUUGUGGCUGAUAAUUGACCAACAAUACAACUUAAAGCUCCUGUCAGGAACUCUGGGUUUGCAUCAACUGUGGCACCCCCUGUGGACAAAACAGUCAUUGCUUCUCCUCUACAUGCUUGAGUGACAUCUGGCAACAAAUUCACAUCCUGCUGACUUCUGACUUUGAAACUUCUCAUUUCAUACAAAUUUAUCACAUCUAUCUCUGUCUGUAGCUGCCUGACUGACACCUACCCCUGCACUUAUUUUUCAAUAUUAUAAAAACUAAAUUUUUAUCAUUAAUUUUUUUUUUUUUUUUUUGCUUUUCUUUAUCAUAAAAAGGCAUCAACAUGAUUUCAAUCUGUUUCAUAAACUUGAAAAAAAAACUCCUGACAGGAGCUUUAAUUCUUGUAAAAUAACUAUUCUCGAAUCACAAUGACUUUGAUCUCAUAAUUUGUUGACUGUAAUCUUGUUUUAUAAUAAUUUUAUUCUUUUUAUUCUUUAUUCUUUUUUGGUCUGAAUAUUGAUAUGAAAUUUCUCUCAUGGUAGGUAAGCACUUCUGAACCUCUCACAGAUGUGCUCCUGUCACUCCAAAAUUCAGAUGAUAUAGAUUAAUCCAACUUUUUAUUCUCCAGUAUCUCGCUCCAUCUGUCCAUAUUGUCAUCACUUGUCCAGAUAGUAUAGGCGCUCAGUUUUUUAGCGUACAAAAGCUUUAAAAGUUCGACUUUGUUACACAGCGAGAUCGUAUCGAGCUGUUAAACACUUUCCACUCAGUUCCUCGGUGCACAGCCUCCACGGUUUAUUCUCCAACAUCUGGCUACAUGCUCAGUGGAUGUAAAACACCGGGACGCUUCGACCCCCCUGUGUAUGUGAACACUCUGCUCCGCUGAGCAGGAAUGUUUGACAUCACCUUUUCCUCUGCUGAAUAUCUGCUUUUAAAUGGACCGACGGAUGAUAUUAACACGUUUCCAAAUUUUAUGCAACUUAACCGACACGUCUCUGGAGACAAUUAUUAUCUGUUUUUAGGUUUCCACUGAGUUUAAAACAGUUUUAAUAGAAUAUAACAUGUUUUUUUAAAUAUUUUUGAUCACAUCCUCAGAUCUGGAUCAGCUCAUUGUUCAUCAUUUAGUCCAUGAAGUUAAUUUUAUAAAGUUCACAUUAAGCGGUCGUGUCAUUCACAUUAGUAAAAAGAGUCAGAGUCUUUGUUUGGUUUGAACGCUGUUCACUGGAUCUAUCUUUAGAGGAGAUUAAAAACACAUGUUGGACAUCAAACCAUCCAACUUUGUGUAAGAUCUGAUUUCAAAUCAAACAGUUCCACCUGGGAAAGUUCAACAGUUUUAGGGUGAUUUGUUCUCCACCUCGAUAAUGAAUAAAAGAUCUGCUUCUCACCGUUCAAGACUGAGUCAGUUAGCUGGAAACAAAAUACAACAUCUGUCUGGUAUGGACCACACCAUGGUUGUAAUAGUUGGGAGUUUGGAUGAAUUAAGUCAUUUUUGCAGAACUUUUUAUGCUAAUUGAUACUACUAAUUAAUGUCUUUCUUGUCUAGUUAGCUUGCAGCUAGCGCAUCACAAAAGAAGAAAACAACAUUUAAAAGUUAAAGCAUCAUGCCUUUACUUUUUAAUUAAAGCUGCAGUGAGGAACUUUUGGUUUGUGGCGAUAUUGGUGCCCCCUGUGGACAAAGUGAUACCUUUCAUCCAUCGUCCUGCUUAUGUCGAAGUAGGUUUUAGGUACCUGACCUCAUCCUGUCGUCUUUUAACAAUGACUUUAUCACUCAAAGUAACUGUUUGUUGCAUAAAAAGUGAGUAAAGCUAGUUCAGUCAGGAACACUUGGUCAAAAUUUAGCUUUAUUGUGCAAAGUUAAAUUUUGCGGCAUGUUUCUGUUCUGGGUCCCUUCCCUUCCACGCGCUUACGUGGAAGCCAGAGGCAGGAAGAGCCCCUUCUUGGUUCUGUCUGCGAGGUUCUGUCGAGGUUCUGUCCGGGGCCCCCCGUUCUCCACGCUAGCAUGCGUGAAAGGCCAGAGGCUGGAAGAGCACCUUCGCUUCCGUUUAUGAGGGUUAGAGCAGCGAUGAACAGAACCCCCAGAACAGGAGCGCUUUAAGGGUAGUGGAGCAGUUUAGCCGGCACGAAGGUGGAGCUGGAGUUAGCUGUCGAAGCAGAGAAAGAGGCUGGGUUGGUGCAGUUUUAAAUAGGGCGCUCUAAAGGCAGAGGACCAAUAGGAGCUAGGGGGAAAUCAGCUGGGCCGUUGUUUGGUUAAGGUGGCUACUAGCCAUUGGCUGCAGAUCAGCGCUUGACGUCGUGUCCUGUCAGAACUAAUGCUAUGCUUUAUUUCUGUCAAUCAUGUGGUCCGACAUCUCCUUGAGGUGAUUUUAAAUCACUAAAAAGCAAGUAUCUAUGCUAAUGGUGUUUAAGGGUUUAAAGACACAACUGUUUGUAUCCCAACCUUUAAAAAAACUCCCUACUGUGCCUUUAAAUGACUGAUUUGUGAUUGUCUUUCUUUGCUUUAUAGUUUAUGUUGCGCUUGAGGAUUUCUUCACAUGUUUUGGUCUCCUGUAGAUCUGCUGCUGUUACGUGGCACAAACUCCACUCUGAUGUGGAUUUGCUGAAAGGCAUCAGCUGCACAUCCAGACGAACGGUGCGGCUCGAUGGUUUAAGCAUGUGUUUACAUUCCACUGUUGUUAUGAUAAAAGUCCUGCGAAGUGUGUUAUUUACAGAGCGACGCAGCCUGCCAGACAUGUCUGCAACAUAUCUACAUAUCCUACAUAAUAAAAACAUAGAAAUUAAACAUCAAGAAGUUUCACGGUCACCGAGAAACUUCAAUAUUAUCAGAUGUGAAACCGCAGGGUUGAAACUAAGAGGAGAAACACACAUGUGUUGAAUCAGUGUGGAGCUUUUCUUCUCUGUGGUGUGGAAGGUUUGAGAUUCGAAGCACAUUUAUGCCCCUACAGAAGGCUUACCCUGUUUCUGAACUUUGACCCUGACUGUGCAGAGAGCCUCAGGCCAGGCCAAAGAGGGUUCGGUCGUAUAUUUGACUGUAAAGAUGAAGAUUGUCCUUCAUCUCGACAGCUCAUAAUUUCUAAAUCUGUGAUUACGCCAUAUCAAGCACGCCAUCUGUGAUCGGGUACACUUACUUUGUGAUGAGUCAACACGCACAUGCUAGGAAAAAGACAGAGUCUGGUAUUUGUUACAAGCACGGCUGAUUGUGCCCUCAUGUAUAACCCAGCUGUCAAAUUGUUUUCCUCUUUUCACUCCGUUCCAAUUCAAUCAUUUGUUCCUGUCCUCUGGUCUCACUGGAUCCUCUACAGAUGGAAGUCGGCGUGACUGAAUAUAUCUAGACGUUCAGACAGGAAAUAAAUGUACGAAACAGUUGCAGUUUGGUCAGGGUUUACACAUGAAACUUUAGGGUGAUGUUUUUGAAUGGGGUUGAAAAAAGUUUGUAAGCAUGUAGUCAUGGUUAAAGUUUCGUGAGUGGGAUUUUAACAGACUCUCCAUGACCUGCAAAAGCAAACAAGAUCACCAGCAACAAGGCUGAUGAAAAUCUAUACUGUCAUUUGUAGAUAUUUUUGCACCAAAACCAACGAAAACCAACAGAUCCCACAGCAGCUUCAUGCCUUGUUCCCGCCUACUUAUGUAGAUCCGUAAAUACAUAGAUGAUGCCAUAGUUUUCAGACAUUUAGGAACCAUAUACAAAUUCAGGGCUCAACAGUGCGACCGUUUCACUUAAUUUUGUGACUAAAAAUAGAUGUGUGUGAAUUGUAAAAUGUAUUUAGAGGCACAUGUGCACAUAAAAAAAAAAAAUCUGUCGAGGCAACAAAUGUUUUUUCAUGUAAAUACCGCAGUGAAGUUAGUUUUAGGUUGGAUAUUCGAUGGUCAUGCACCGCAGAGCUACAGGUGUCUUCUCACUCACUUGACCUAAAAUUGAUUCCAAAUUGAGUAAUAAGGUUGGACAAUAAGAGACUCCUCUUUAUUUCGUUGUUGUACGAAUUUGGCGGGAGAGUCGCAGAGAGUCGCUGUGAUGACGCUCGGCUCAAAUAGCGUAUCCCCCAGUUGAGCUACGCAAUCCCUGAAUGCCAAUAGGCUAUAUCAAGUGUCAAUCAUAGAAAACAUGAACCCCCUAAUAAGUUUUAAAAAUGGAGCUGUACAGAAAAAAAAGGACUAGAGCACAAACCAGUCUGACAAUAACUACAUGUCAACAUCUCAAGCAGACCGGAGAAAACUUUAUAUACUGUGUGGAUUUAUGACCUAUACUGCAGCCUGUCACCAGAGGGUGCUGUUCUCACGGUGGCUUCACCCAGCGAGGAGGCAGACGGCGUCCGUUCUAUAUACAGUCUGUGACCAAAACCAAUGAAAACCAACAGAUCCCACAGCAGCUUCAUGCCUCGUUCCCACUUAUGUUUGUAGAUCCGUAAAUACGUAGAUGAUGCCAUAAUUUUCAGACAUUAAGGAACUGUAUACAAACUACCUGUGAUCAAAGAGGAGAAGCUAAUUUCACCUGAUAAAUGAUCAAUCUGUCUUUGAACAAAGGUGAUCUGAAUAUAAACAAUGGUUUAGGUUAUUUUCGUAGUUUUUAUACGACAGAUCUGACUUCAUGACUCAACCCAAACUUUCGAUGUCACAGUCAAACUCCUGUCUUAAAUGCACCAUGUUUUUGUUUUUUUCUUUGACACCACCUACCACACCUAAAAUGACUUCACUGCUUUUAAACUUUUGGCUUUUUCCUUCUUACCACAGGAUGACUUAAGGUCUCCACUUGAAGUAGGAGUAAGGAUGUUACCGGAGACUUUAAACGGUGUCUCACAGCUGAUCUGUUUAGACUGGAUUCUCUAAAAUACAAAUUUAGAUUAACCUUAGUCACAAUGCACCGUAACUGACGAAAAAGAUGCACAGCAGCAAAAGCUUACCAUCUACCAAAAGUCAUAUACUUGGAAAUAAAAGCAUGAUUUUCUAAUGCAGGAAACGAAAGACAAAGAAAGUAUGAAAGUCAUGGUUUCGUGAGGCGAUGUCUUCUGAACAGAGAGGAGUCAGUCAGCCGAGCAGAAAAAAGGAUGAGGAGGGGGAUGUGCAGUCGAGCGGGUCUACGGUGGGAUGGGAACAGCUCAUAACUGCGGCUGCCUCUUUAAAAGGAAGACCCGCUGAAGACGGGGGCCUGUUGAUGGAAAAGCCCAGACAUGUAAUCAGCAAGCUACUUAUUUCAACUUUCCUGGCCGGAGCUUUCCUCCCCUCCCUCGAGAUACUGAGCUUUGUUUGUAGAAGCCGAGGUGAAGAGCGUGUUCGAACUAGAGCUGUAUUUCAGAUUUUAAGCCCCUAUGAGCAUAAAACAGCAAAUCCUCUCAGCUUUAGGAAGCCGAUCAGCGAGGAGACUUCUGAUCCUGACUUUUUGAAAAUACAGAAAUGUUUGGAGGUAUUUUAAAGCAGAAAGUCAAACUGUUGACAUGUUUUUGACCUCAGUGUGGGACGUCUGCUUUUAAGGACAGCUUCAUCAGGUUGAAGCUAAAGGUCUUUUACAGGGGAGAGAUUUAUGUCCGGCCGUGACACCGAGGGGUUCAGAGCAGGAAAGCACAGCUGCAGCAGAGCCCCCCCUCAGCAGCUGUAACUCAUCUGCAUCUGGACAAGGAAUCAGGCUGCAGUGCGUCCUCUCGGUAUUAACCGUGUCACGUAGGGCGAGUUGCUCUCGCUGCUAUGUAGAAGUAGAUCAGAACAAGAAUGGAAACAAACGUCACCGAUGGAUUCAUGAAAUCCUCGUCCGCUCUGCACUAUCUUUUUAAAAAGCGGAGCCAUCAUCAGUUUGAGUCCUGCAGUUGGACUCUUUUCUGAAGGAAAUGAGAGUUCCAGUUCUGAGUGACUCAUUGUUUCCAUAAGGUCAUUUUCUAACCCCUCGACUUGUGGCUGCUCUAGAUUCUCUCCAGCGCAGUUUGUUAUGAGUAUUUCCAUAUUAGCUGGGGAAAACCCAUAAACCUUCUAUGCUUCUCUGUCCUCCUGUUGGUCACAUCUUUGGCAUUGCAGAGGAAGGUUUAUCAGGUUCAGACUGACGGCUGUUUAUAAAUAAGUAAAACAGACCAACCAUCAUGUUUUGUUGUGGACUUUUAUAAGUGUUAAAUCAGUGAGGGAAACAGGUCUGUAUUUGCCAAGGCAAUGUGCCUCCUUUCAGCUACUAUUUAGUACCAAAAAAUCAACCAAACAUGAGAGCAAAAGGCAAACAGGAUGUAUGUCAUGUCUUCUUUCGCUAGGGUGACCAUACAUCCUCUUUUUCCCGGACAUGUCCUCUUUUUGGGGGGCUGUCCGGCCCGUCCGACGAAGUUCAUAAAAUCCUUCCAGUGCCCUGGGUUUUGUUUGGAAGUUUUGAGUUUGUGUCGCGUAAAAAACACUCGACCCGACCUGAAAAACUUUGUGACUCCACCCCCUCGUAGUUGUGUCCUUUUUGGGGGGAUUCAGAAUACGGUCACUCUACUUUCACGUUCUCUCUUCGUCCGUCCCUGAGAUUUUGUUUAGUAUCUGGUGUCCUAGCAGCGUGGUUAGGUUUUUCAACUUCCUGGCCAAAGCCGGGUGUGCAAACUCUUUAUCAUGCGCAGAUUGCUUUUGCCACUUUUGGUGAGACAGUCUGACAGUGAGAAGUUUGAUUCAGAGUAGUUACAGUCAGACUAAGGUGUUAACACGUACUUUACAAGUCCGGUUUUGGUCGGACGAAGGCCAUAGCUGUUUUUUUCAAACAUCUAAACGUAUUGACUAAUGAGGCGCCCACACCAAACGUGAAUAAAUUCAUCUACUCGCUUUAGUCGCACGUCAACAGUAAUUUCAACAGUAAUCUCUGCCAAUUCAACCGGCGGGAUCAAGUGAUAGACAACCUUUUUUUACAAAUUACCAGAUAAUCCGACCUCCUCACUCACUUGCCUCCAGGCGAGCUCCUUUUUAUUACGGUUUUGGUAAUUGAUAAUCACACACCAACACGAUCAGUUUGUCCUCCAUUUUAGAUACCAGUGAAGAACUGUCCAUUUUCAUACGUCACCCGGCAAACUUAAUGCUGAUUGGUUAUUGCGAUGCAAAUAUCCGCCCAAUAUACAUCAUUCACGCCACCAGAGAAAUAGGAUUGUCUAAUCGCGUCUUUACAUUAACUUAACAUGUAAUUCAGACGCACAAAUGUUUUUCCUCGCACUUGGUGUGUGGAGACAGUAAGAGUGGCGUCACACUUCCUCACACACUCAGAUGGUCAUGUACGGAGCACAUGAGUCUUGUCGGCUUUGAUGCUAUCGCUUUAGCUAAAUAACUUUACCUCUCCCCUUGAGCCAUUGUUCAUUUUACACCCCAAACAAGCCGUAAAAGAGGCGUAAAAGUCCUGCCUUAAGCAAGCAAUGUAAAAGGGGCUUCUGUGAUCAGCAAACACACGACUUGCUCCUAUUUGCUAAGCAGUAAUUGUUGUAAAUUAAAGGUAUUCAGCAGCAAUUAGCAGAACAAAUGGUGUAGAAAUGCAAAAUAUGAUUCAAGAGUUUGUUAAAGUUGUUUUAUAAUCACCUUAAUAUUUAUAAAAGUCAUUUUACUGAGAAGAGUGGUCAUGUUUUUACAGCCUUAGUAAGAGUAGGGUUUGUUGAUGCCGCUAGUAUUCCCCCCCUGCUGGUCGUUUUUAAGAAUGCAUCUUUAACACUCUCUCUUUGUUGACGUCUUUUGCAGUUUUUCUUGUGGUUUAGAUGUGAAACGUGACAUAAAAGAGAAGCGGUUAGUUCUGUUAGUUAUCUGUCUGCCGUCUGGUGAGCUGUACUCAGUGAAAGGUAAAGAUCAGACGCAUGAGUCAUGUUAAAAAGCUCCAGACUCCAUGUUGUUUUUUUUAACCAGGAGAGGAAACUGUCUGCCCUCUGAGCUGACUCGUGGAAAAUCCAGAUCAAGUAUUCACCAUCAGAAAGAAGCGUGCCUUCUCGCCGUUGUCACGGUUAAACGGUGCUUUUACGGCGUCUGUGGAAAAGUGUGGGCCCUGCAAUGAAUUAGCUGAGAGGAGGGGAAAAAGUGAACCUCCCUCUUUCUACUCCUCCUCACGACUUGUGGUGGGAUGUUUAAGACCGCUUUAAAAAAACCGCACUUCUCUUCCAGUAAAUUUCAAACUCCCAACAUGAAAUCUCUGAAAACCAAAUGGCCACACAUCCUCGGUUUGAUUUACUCUCAGCAAACGAAAGCACUGCAGCCGAACUCCUGUACAGAUAAAUUCUGAGUGGAGAGCGUGUGGUAUGUUUCAGUCAGAUAAAACCGAGCGGAGACAUCCACGUCCAAAAAUAUGUGUAUGUUUCUAAAGGAACACUGUGUUCUUUUAAAACAGGAAAAAAAAAAGGUUUGCUUUCCAAAAAUUAAGAUUAAUGGCCAAAGCAACUCCAAGUGUCUCACCACAAAUGAGGACAGAUGUGAUCUGGUGAUCCAUGGUGGGCUGUAUUUCUCUUUUUUUUUAAGACCACAACUGAGACAGUUGGAUGUUUCUGGCUGUUAAGAGACAGGAAGUCUCGAGUCGUGUUUUUAACGCCGUCAGAUACUUGCAGAAAGCCUGAGAACGAAAUCUUUGAGUUUAACUCGCCGGUUAGAGAGUCGGGGAGCUGUGCGUCAAAACAUACGCAGUUUAUCAAAUCUAAAUCUUGUUGCAAAUUAAAGGGUCUUUGGAAACUUGUAAGGGUGAAUUGUUCAUGUUCAUAUGGAAAAUGUUAAUGUAGAAGAGACCUGGAGCUAAUAACAGGAGAAGAGGGCAUUAAAGAUGAACACAGAUGCUAAAUCAAGCUUGUAAGAGAAGAAAUUCAGAGUUUUAGACACUCUUUAAAAGCCUUUUUACCAAAAAGACGGCGCUCUGCUGUGCAUUGCAUGUAUGAAACAGACCAGUCUUGCAGCUCUACUGUUAAACAACUCCUUCCUCAUUAAAUGUGGAUUAAACAAUCUCCCAGUUUAGAGAUAGUGGCCAGUAGAAGGGACUGGUUUGAGUCUUACUGGAUUGAUCGGGUGAAGGAGGUCUUCAUGACUUUUAAAUGAGCUCCACAAACGUACCACCAUCUAUAAAGAAAAGGCUGAAAGCAAAGUUCUAUCUAUACAUACGAAGGAUGCAUCUGAGCUUGUUUACAACUUUCUUUGUUGUUGUUUUUCCUUAAAUGAGUAAAAGAGUGGUAGGAAUAAAAAAGAGAUCAUAAGCUUUUGUGGACCUGUGCCAGAGUCUGAGUUAUAUCCUUAAUUUAAAGAUCCCUGUGCUUUUGAGAUGAUGAAGGAAAGUCUGAUUACACGGUAUGUUGAACAGCUUCCAAGAUGAGUUUCCUUUAGUUCCAGGUAUUUAGAAAGUCCCAGUGAUGGAUAUACAUAUAUAUCAUUCACAUUUCAUGCAUUAACUGUUUUUGGUUGUAUCCUGAGAUAUUGUCUCAAAUUCAGAGACUGUGAGCUGGACUUUAACAUUAUUUUUCAUCAUUAGCCACCUAUUAAAGUAAAUGUUUGACUCAACAUAAAACUGUUUUUGGCUGACGACAAAAACUGAUUAAAAACAGGUUGAAGCCUUUAAUACUAAACUUUAACUGAUGAGUAGUUGCUGCAGUUUUGACACUAGUACACUUGAAGCUCUCUCUUGGAAACCUGCCUGCCCUGAGCGCCUUGUUGCAACUUUAUAUGAGAUCCCACUCUGAAAAUCCUGCAUGCUAUUAUUUGCUGGUGUUUUCUCUCCCUGUGUGCAAAAGUUGGUUGCAGAACUUUCCCACACAGUAAAAUGCACACAGAUGGUCGGGUUUGUGCAGAUGCAGAGAGAUCAGCCUCUUAUUUCAUGUUGUACUUGAACACAGUGCUGCCUAAAAGUAAACUCUGACAUGUCAAAUCUACAGUAUAUGAAGUCUAUAUCUAUGCUACACGAAGUGAACCCUGUUAUUGCAAAAAGUUGAAUUCUCCAUUUUCACAGACCGGUGAUGUUGAUUCUGAUUGUGAUCGAUGUUUAAACACGCCUGAGCUUGUUUUUAGUUUCAUUUGACAGCGAAUCCUGAACUUUAAUAUCUAAAGUGACAACUUAUAUAAACAAAACCAGUACAAUAGAGACUGAGCCCCAUUUUAACAUGAAGUCAUGUUUCAUUACUCCUUAGUUUUAGGAGACUGUUGCAGCUAUUUGAUACGUAAAGUCCCUGUAGUUUAGAGAAGGUGCUCUCAAACAUGAGGGAAGGAGUUGGUCCUUCAUGACAGUCAGACUAACCUGGUUUACCUGCAGUCUGAAGCUCAGAGCUGCCACCUGCUGUUUGUAUGAGGAACAGGUGAGGCUUCACAGUCCAGGGUUCGGAUUACAGAAGCCUCACUCUCUGUUUUUGUUAAACCCAAACUCAACCCACAAUGAGGAGUCCGGGGGGCCCUCCCCUCCCUCUGCGACAGUAACUCCUUUUUUCCGUGAUUAUUUGUAUGCACAUAUCUGUCAGUAAUUGUACGCUCUCUGGACUCAGUUGUUGGUGGAGUACAGUUCUUGGAUGUGAGUCAAGUUUUCUGAGACGCUGCCUCUUUCCCUCUGGAGGAAAUGAUCUCAUGUCUAACGGCUGGAGACCUCGGCACAGAGGCAUGUUUUCCAGACCUUUUCUACCUGAGCGUGUGCAGAAAACCUUGUUUGAAAUGAAGCAUAUACAGAGAGGGAAAGCUGAAUGAGCCUUUAUUAUAGUUAAAUGAAGUGUCUCCUGUAGUAAGAGCAAAAUUAGACCUGAAAUAAUAGCUCAAAUUAAUCAUGGAUUCUUGGCAAUUAUACAACCUUUCAGUGUUACCGAACAGAGCUGUAAAUCUGCAACUUCUCCCCCCGGAGGCAGCUGCUUUGAGAGGCAAUAAAUAAAUAGAAGGCAGUGGUUAAGGUGGUUAAGUGUUUAGUUGUGUUGAGAUUUAAUAAUGAAUGUUUGUGCUGAAGGCAGCCUCGGCCUCUGUGAUCCUAAAAAGGAAAACAUGGAUCUAUAAUCGAUUAUUUAUUCUCUGUUAAAGCUAAUUUCUUCUUUGUUAUCUUGACUCUUGAACCCUGUCCCGUCUUGCCUGUGGUUUCAGUAAACUUAGCACAACAUUAAGAGUAAAUAUGAGGGGCUAAAAUGUUUCUCUUUGUCUUCUGUGUGUUUCAGGAGAUGAUCAAGGCUGCACGGCUGACGGCCAAACCUACACCAACAAGGACAUCUGGAAGCCGGAGCCAUGCCGGAUCUGUGUGUGCGACAACGGCAACGUCCUCUGUGACGAGAUCCAGUGUGAUGAGCUGACUCACUGUGAGAAAGUGGUGGUCCCCGAUGGAGAGUGCUGCCCCGUGUGUCAGAGUGACUCACCCAGCACCGGAGGCCAGGGCGCUUUUGGUGAGUGAGCGGUUCCAGGAGGAGAAAUCUGAUCUGUCAAUAAUGAUGAACAAAUGAAGCCAUCGUGGAGAUGUUAGAUGUCAACAGACUGUCAGGAGGAGAGCUGGAUAUGUAAAUGGAUUAAACUGAUUAUUUUGAUUGUUAACCUUUAUAAUGAGGGCAAAUCUAUGUAGAGAAGUGCUUCUCCGUUCUUAUAUUUAUAGACGAUAGAAAAGAGGAAAAAAGGGGUUUCCUUACAAAGAACGAUAAAGAUAACACAAGAAGAACUUUAACUAUCCACCAAGGGAAAAUCGAUUUUAGAUAUUAAUUAAUAAUUCGAUAUUAGAUAUUCAAUGUGACAAAUGAUUUUAUACAAUAUGGUAUCAUACAAUGGGACACAAUACAGAAGGACAAUUCAAGAUGAUAAGAUGUGACAUAACUUAAAAACAGAACUAUGAUACAAGAUGACAUGAUUUAAUACAUUAAUAUAAUAUAAUACAAAACUAUCUGAUACAAUAUGAAAUUAUACGAUAUAAUCCAAUAUCAUUUGAUACGAUAAAAUAAGAGACAAUUAAAUAUAAUAAGAUAAGAUACAAUAUAAAACAAAGUGAUGCAGUAUGAUAUGAUGUAAUGCAAUAUGUUAUAACACAAAAUGAAACUAUGUAAUACGACAAGAUAUGAUACGAAAAGUAACCGUGAUAUGACACAAUGUGAUCAGAUAUGAAACAAUAUAAUACAGAAUGAUAUGAUACUUUGUAUGAUGCAAUAUGAUAUAUUCAAAUGCUGUAAGAUACUAAAUAAAUUGAUAUAAAAAUAUGUCACACAGUACAAUGUGAUGCAAUACCAAAUGAUACGUUAUGCUACAUUUCUAUUUGAAACUUUGUGACACAAUAUGAAACUAGCGAAACGCAACUAUGUGAUACGAUAUGAUUCAAUGCAAUAUGACACCAUACAAUAUGAUACAAUUGUAUUAAAAGUUAAGAAUAUGAUAUGAUAUGGUACGGUAUAGUUUGAUAUGAUAUGAUACUAAAAGUUUAUGCUAUUGUGCGGUAAGAUGUGAUGCAACACUAAAUGAAACAAUACAGUUAAAUGCAAUAUGAUAGCAUACAACAAGCUGACCAUAUGGCCGAUUUAAUGGGUUACAGUACGAUAUAAUAUGAUAGGACUGAAUUUGAUACAAUACAAAAUGAGACAGUGUUAUACAACACUGACAUAAUGAAAUACAACACUAUAUCGUUUUUACUUAAAUCUGCUGAGGUUGCACAGCUAGAAGUCAUGAUGGUUGAGUCAAAUUGCUUAGAAAAUCUUUAAAGAUUGUUAAAAUGUGGAUAAUAGUACCAGUCAAGAUGAAGAUAUAGUCCUGCAUCAAUGUUUUUCCAACCCUAGUCCUGUUUUUGUGACUCCAACAAAACUAGUUUGAGAAAAAAAACAGAACAAGAACUUUAAAAAACUAUUUUAGCAGAAAUUUUAAUUCACUUUUGCCUCUAAGGCUUUCACACUGUGUAGUUUUUGGUGAGAUGAACAAAUGAUGUGAUCAUAUUUGCUUUUUUCUUUUACACAGGUGGCGGUGGUGGCAGGGUCUUCAGGGUAGGCUUAAGAUUGACUAUUAUUACUGUAAUAUUUCAUGUUUUCUGGUAUUUUCAUCUGUAUUGAAUUUGAGUUUGAAAGAUUUUCUUUGUUCAUUCAGGGUCAGAAAGGAGAACCCGGGGAUGUACCACUUGUGAGUGUUGACUGUAUCAACCUUUGAACCCUUAAAUAUCAUCAGAGAAGAUGAUAAAUAGAGAAGUUAACUAUGUGUUUGAUGCUUUUCUCGUAGGUGACUGGAAUUAGAGGGCGUCCUGGACCCAUGGUGAGCAGCCAAACUUUUUCUUACAGCGACUAUUUCCUGAAAAUGACAGGUUGUAUAUUCCUGUAGUUUUUCUUGGGCUUCUUGAACUGACACUAGAUGGCAUUACAGGACAGUUCAUUCCUCAAACUUCAUCUCAAGAGCACUCCUGCUGAACUCACUCGUCCUCAGAGUCGCUGUGACAUUUCAGGCUCUAUUGACAUAUCCUUACAAGUGUCACUUCGUGGUGAUUCGAUAUAAUCACCUCCUGAUUCUUUAUUCGCUCUGUCUCAACAGGGACCUCCCGGCUCUCCAGGAGACAGAGGAGCUCGUGGAAACAAAGGACGGCCUGUAAGUCACAUCCAAGAAUCUCCACAGACAGAAUAAAGUACCUGAAGUCGGAUUAAAUAAGAAUCAAACAGUUAAAGCUGUGAUGUGAUCGAGCAAAUCUCUUAAUUUCACUUGAUGUGAUCCCAUUAUAGCCAGACACAAACUCUGUAUUAUCUUAUAUUUUGGUAAUAUUUUGUGUUAAUGCCACGGCACUAAAGUUACAGUGAUUCAGUGAAUGAAUUCAGAUAUUUACCUUCUUUCAAGAACCGCAGACUGAGGAUAAUAGAUAAUGUGCAAGUUUGAACACUCCAGGGUCUGUAGGCAAUUUGUGAAUUAUAUAGGACAAAGGUAUUUAAGGAGUAACUCACAGUACCAAGAAGGCAACAACUUAGCCUUCAGCAAGUUCAUGACGUGAAAACAUUAAAUUUCUGUGACCCCGAAACUCUGCUUAUUGACCUUCUAGAGAAAAAACAACAAAAAAAGCUCUGAAAUUAUUUGCAACUUUGACUUUUAUACCAGAAUAUUGAGAUUAAAGUCAGAAUUUAAAAAUUAAAGUUAUAAUUCUGACUUUCUUGGAAUUCUGGGAUAAAAAUCAGAAUUCAAACUUCUUUUCUCAUAUUUAUACUUCAACUAAGGGGCUGAAUGUUUAAUGAGGUGCUAUUCAGUUUAUAUAUUGGAGUCAAUAUACUUUUUACAUUUUGAACCUGUGUUUCUGUUCAUCUGUGUUGAAAUAAAAAGUUUUAUAAAAUCACUUCAAGACUACUAAACUCACUCUUCUCUCUCGCUUUGCUCUCCAGGGACUGCGGGGAACUCCAGGUUAUGAUGGAGAGCCUGGAGUUCCAGGUCAGCCUGGUGAACCAGGACCACCAGGACAUCCUUCCCAUCCAGAGGUGAGUGUGGCAUGUUUUGUUUUUUUACAUGCACACUUUCAGACACACAUUAGAUCGCCUACAUGCCUGAGCUGAACCAAAAUGAGUAAACUGUGUUUUUUUUUAACCUGCAGGGUCUGGGAAAUGUGAUGGCUGGGAUGUCUGAUGGAAAACAAGGACCUCAGGGCAUGCUGACUGGCUCAAGGGUGAGAGGACGAUUACAAAAUAUGAACCCAAACCUGAAGUAGAUUAUUGUGAUUUUAGUGUCUGUCAAUUAAACCUUUCCACAUGCAUAUGUUCAAAACCAAAGAGAGAGUGCACCCUCCCCUUUGUUUAAUGGGCCAACAUGAGAAGGGAAGGCGGGGAGAGCAGCAGCAAAGACCCUAUUUUGUUCUGUGUUUUUGAUCUUUAAACAACAGCUGAUUUAUUCAUCAUGGAGCCUUUUUGCAUAUGCACACAUUUCCUUCGCUAUUGUUAUAUGUCUCUCCAGGACUUGAUUUGUAUUCUUGUUAAAGUUGAGCUAAAUAAAAACACGUGUUAACUGGAGCACGUUAAUGAGCUCUCGCCUCUGUGUUUACAGGGUUCAUCCAGUUUCUCCGCUCACACUUAACUGCCAAAUUAAUCUCUCACUCCAUUUUGUUUUCUCUAACCCUGGAGGGCAGGCUUCAUUAUCUCUGGCCUUUCAUGAGGAUGAGUCUAAAUUCUGAUAAUUUGAUUUUGCAUCAUGUUUGUUUCAGGGGGAGUCUGGAGCGAGAGGACCUCCUGGGCCUUCUGGUUCACCUGUGAGUCUGCAGCAAAUUCAGAAAAAUACUCCAUAAGUCUUUUAUUCAGUUUGCUUUGAGCUCUUUUCAACUUCUAAAUGUCACUCUUUCUUGUUUAAGGGUCAAGCUGGACCACAAGGACCACCUGGAGAUGUUGGUGAUCCAGGACAGAUGGUAAAGCACCCUGUUUUUUUAACUGUAUAGCAAAAACAUACCAAGUGGUGUACAUAAACAUUCACGUUUAUAUUUUUCUGUGACUUUGAUGGAUUUUGUUUGUUUGUUUUUCAGGGUCCUUCCGGGCAGAGAGGACCAGAGGGACCUGCAGGGAAACCAGGUGAAGAUGUAAGUAAGCGGUGGAAACUGCAAACUGCACGAUUCACGUGUAAAAGUUAGAGUAAAAAGAUGACAAACCACCAUCUAUUCUUCACACCAACAAAAAAGAAAUAAAACUGUUGAUGUAAGGGCCUGUCUACACUAACAAUGUGAUCUGGACUUGCAGCAGCUUCUCGCUGGUGCAUCCCUGCUUGGUAACAGGUCUGAUCGUGGCGCUUCAGGACAAACUUACAGUCCUCCUAAAUAGUGACUAAUUAAUCUAUCCUAAAAUUUUCUGAACACUUCAUAUCUGCUUUCAUUUAAAGACUUUUUAAAAUAUAAAAAAUUGAAACCUUGUUGAGCAUUGGCUGCACCUUUUUACCUGAAAAAUCUACCUCUAAAGAACGCAUGGUCAGUUUCUCCUCUGUAUGAACCUCAGCUACUGUUGUUUGGCAAAGUUGACAUCAGAAGUCCCGCCCCUUCUUGAUUCUGAUUGGCUGGUGAUAAAGAAGCAUCAUGGAAGACCACAACAGUUUUUAAUUUGGCUCAGUGGUUCUCAACUGGUGGGUCCUGACCCAAAAGUGGGUUGCGGACACGUUCUGAAUGGGUCACAAACAGCUGGUCAAAAAAAGAAAUAUUGAUGUUUGACUUGUCUUUUAUUUUGAAAAUUAGCUUAUUUUGAAAGGCAUGCAUUAUGUCGUGGUCCUCCUCGGUUUCUUAGUAAUGUGGCCUGAAUGCAGAGAUGCAUAUGAGUAAAAUUUUCAUUUUGCUGGUCCCCAUUUUUGUGAUAUUUGAUAUUUUCUGUAUAUGCAACUUCAGUAGUUGUCGUCUCAGUUCAUGUUCUCAGAAAUGCACUUUACUUGACAAAAUGGGUUUGUUUAUGUUAAAGAUUUGAGUCUUCAAAGGGUUUUUAUAUAAAAAGACAAAUUUGUUUGGUUAGAAUUUUAUAAAAGUGGGUCGCGACUUAAGGAUAAUGGGAAAAUGUGGGUCCCAGAGUGAGAACCACUGAUUCAGCUCAUACCAAAGAACCUUUUUUGCACUGAGAACACUGUAAAUGCUAAAUUACAUUUGAAUUGAAUAAGAAGCAACCAGCUUAAAAAAACAGUUAGUGGACACAGGCCCUAAAUUUGCUUGUAUAGAUCUGUAUUAACUAUAGCCAGAGGAUCCAGACAGUGACAGAGUGAUUCAGGGUGUCAUUUUCGCUGCUACCGUUUAUUCAUGUGAGAUAAAAAUAUCAUGUUUCUGCACAGGGGGAGUCAGGAAAAUCAGGAAAUGCUGGAGAAGUUGGAUUCCCUGGAUCAGCGGUAAGCUCAUCUCACACAAUUACAAACCAGAGGGUCUGAUCGUGAGUGUUCAUGAGGACUAAGUUUACUGUCACAUGUUUCAGGGAUCCAGAGGGUUUCCAGGUACACCAGGGCCUCCUGGAUUGAAGGGUCACCGGGUGAGUGUAUUGAUAUUUUAUUAGCCGCUGCACAAGUUUCAUUAAAACCCUUUGCAUAGAAGUGUGUGACCUGAAUUUGAUGUGUUUCUUGAGUUCUGAAAGCAGCCAUAUAAAUGUCUUUUUUUCUGUACCUUGAUUUCAGGGUCAUGGGGGACCUAUUGGACAAAAAGGUGAAACUGGAGCUGUUGGGUCCAAGGUAUGAAAAUAUGAAACAAACCUCUUUUUCAUCACCAUAACUCACUCAGCCAUUUUUUAUCGCUAACAUUUUUAAGACUUCAUACUUUUCCAAAGAGUGUCUAAAUGUGCCUGUUUUGUCGUUUUCCAGGGUGCUACAGGACCAUCUGGUCCAAUGGGAGCUCCUGGACCAAUGGUAAGUCAUAUUCUCAACCAACAUUUUCAUGAUCUUAAAUCUGUUUCUGCUUUUUCUGAUGGUGAUGUGCACUCUUGACUGAAGCUAAACUGUAUCGUACUUGUAAUUAAACUUUUUUAACUCUUAACUUUUGCGUCUAACAGGGUCCUGCUGGUAUGACGGGAGAGAGAGGACGCACUGGACCCGGUGGUAUAGCUGUAAGGAUAAAACCUCUCUGUAGCAAAAACAUCUUUCCUCAUGUCCCAAAUUAUAAAGGUUUGAAUUCAAGUUUAAGUUUCAUGUAAAAGUGAUUCUCUUUGUGUUGUAGGGAAAGCGUGGUCCACCUGGUAAUCUGGGAAAACCUGGUCCAAUGGUAAGUCCUUUAAAUGGUUGAAUUGUAAUGCAAUCUCUGAGUACAAAGGAAGUUAAAAAGGUCCGCUGAUUUCUUCUUCUUCAUCUUCUUCUAAUAAAAAACUUGACCUGAGCUUUAGAGGAGGAACCUUUUGUGGUUCCAGUUUUUACCUGCAAUGACUGAGAAAAGCAGGAUACACUGUUGAAGGAACAUUAGUUGAUAACUUUAUGUGCAUGGGACGUAAAUAAAUGCAAUCAAUUGAUUAAUCAGCCAGUUAUUCCUGUCUUCUACUGAGACUUGUUUUUUAUCUACACCAGUAUCUGCAUGUUCCUAAACUUUGAAGACAAGUCUUGAAGUGGAAACGUCUUAUUCUUAUUUUGGUUUGUCCUGUGAUUGCACAUGUUUAGUGCCCAUUUCUAAUGUUUAAUUUGUCUUUUUGUUAAUUUAACAGGGUCCUUUGGGUCUUAGUGGACCUCCAGGUUAUCCUGGAACCCCAGGAAUGAAGGUACGUGGAGUGAAACACCACACAAGAUUGAUAUAAACUAUUUUAUAAAGAUCCAAAAACUCCUCUCUGGAGCUGUAGCCCUUUAAUGCCUGACACCACAAAUUAUGGCCAGAAAAUUCACAUUUAUUUGGAGCUGAAAUGUUUAUUUCACUUACUCAAAAUAAUAAUAAGAACUUAAUUAAUUGCCGAAGGGAAAUUAGCAAUACUACUGAAAAUACUACUGAAAUAUUAGAUAAAAAAUACUACUAAAAUAAAAAAAAAUAAAAAAAAGAUUUAAAAAAAUGAAUUAAUUAAAUAAAAAUUAAAAAGUAAAUAAAUAAUAAAAAAUACUACUGAAAUAUUUAGCAAUAAUACUGAAAACAAAAAAAAAAAAUCAAAAUGUACUUAAAAUUUAACAUCCAUAUUUAUUGAUCUCGUUUGAUCCAUUAGAUGUUUUUGGAAACUAAUAAACUACAAGAGGACAUUUUUAUCAUUUAUUGGACUGUAUUCAGGAUUUUUUUUUAGUUAUUUGUUGAUCAUAUUGAUUUGAUUGAAGGAUAUAAUUGUCUGUAUUAAAUAUGAUACAUAAGGCAUUAAAGAGUUAAAACCUUUAUGAAGUCCUGAUGUUCAGUAACAGUCCACGGAGUAAUUAAAAAGAAAAACUAUGAUCAGUUGAAUCACAUAAUCUUACUUGUUGUUCUCCACAGGGACAACCAGGCCCCACAGGAGUCCGUGGUCCAGAAGGCCCUCAGGGACCAAGAGGAGAGACCGGGCAUGGUGGCAGAGCUGGACCAGUUGGCCUCACGGUUAAUAUCUUUCUCAUUAUCAUCACUAACACCUCAUUUUGAUCGGCUUUAUCAGCGCUACAUUGAUCACUACUCCUUCACUGAACAUAUCAAGAAUCUAACUAUGGAGGUGUGAUGUUCACAGGGACCCAUGGGCACAGAUGGUGGUCCAGGUGCCAAAGGACCAGUGGUAUGUUCUCAGUGUUUUACCAGAACUACAUCAAGUCCUCAUGAUAAGACUGAAGGCCACAUUUAACACAGAUGAUCUUUUACAGGGUAAUCUUGGUCCACAAGGUCCAGGCGGCCAUCUUGGACCUGCUGGCCCACCAGGACCUCAAGGAAGCACUGGUCAUCCUGGAAUCAAAGGACAACUGGUACAGCGCUGCUUCUAUUAGAGAAUUAUCUACAUUUUUGUACUUGAUAUAAAUGAGACUGAUGGUUUUCAUGAUUUCCAGGGAGAUGUUGGUGUUCCCGGAUUUAAAGGAGAAGCCGGACCCAAAGGAGAACCUGUGAGCGUUCAACACAUCUAAACAAAAAUACACAAUCUGCUUUAUAAGAUGUUUUUAAUGUAACUUAAAGUGAUGAAGCUUGUUGUCAAAGCUUGUCUGUUGUCAUUGUAGGGUCCUCCAGGAUCCCAGGGAGUGAUCGGACCUCAGGGUGAAGAAGGAAAGCGAGGUACACGCGGUGACUCCGGCUCUGUUGGUCCUCAUGGUCCAGUUGGAGAAAGAGUGAGUCAGCGUUUUGGCAUAUUGUGUGUUUGCACUCUAAAGACAGGAGAAGUUUGAGACAAAGGGAGGAGAAACAAUAACAUAUGAGUGGAAAAAUAUUUAAAAGAUUUGAGCACUUUUUGGUGAAAUUGUUAAUGUUCCCAUUUAGGCAGUAAAAGGUCAUGGGUUUGAAUCCUGGCCUGUCUGCAUGGAGUCUCUGUGUUCAUUAUAUCUUUGUAGCUUUUGGACUCCUGCCACAGUCUGAAAAUGAGAUGAAGUGAAGAAAGUAAAUGGUCUGUAGACUGCAGGGACCCUAAACAGUGUAAUGUGUCAAUGAUAGAUGGGAGAUGGGAGGCCUCAAAGUCCACCACCACCUCUCUGACAGGAGGGGUGGGCAAGGGAGUGUUUGGAUCUGGAUUCUGACGUCAAGAUAUCACUUAAUUUAUUCAUACUGGAUCUUUAAAAGGACCGGUUUGAUAGUGCGUCUGAAGAACCAUGACCCAGAACAGAAACAAGAGUAGCACCAUAAAGUAGCAUAGGUGCAAGCAAGACUUCUUUCAACGCUCUUUACAAUGAAAUAAAAAGGUACGAUAUCGGCCAAAAAGAGGUUAAAAUGUUGAUCAUGAUCUAGUAUCUAACUGAGGAUCUGCUUUCCAGGGAGCUCCUGGUAACAGAGGAUUCCCCGGUGCUGAUGGUUUGCCAGGACCUAAGGUACGAGUCUCAGAAGUUGAACCACUUCUUCGUAUUUUCACACAAAUUUUAUUAUUUUUUUCAAACUAAAGGGAUAAACAUGUUUCUACUUCAACUAAGAGCCAGAUUUGAUAAGAGGUUGUGCCAUAUCUGCCUUUUUCUACUAAAGGGUGCUCAAGGAGAUCGUGGAAUAUCCGGACCACCAGGGCCCAAAGGUUCACUUGGAGACCCCGGUCGUACUGGAGAGCCUGGUCUACCAGGUGCAAGGGUAACACUGAUCAUCUUUCCUGUUUCUUUUCAUCUUUUAAUCCAGUUUUAACCUCAAUUACUGGAUUAUUCUUGAUCUUAAUGUCCUUUUUUGUGAUUUUCAUUUGUAUCACAGGGUCUGACCGGCACCCCUGGAGUCCAGGGAGCAGAGGGAAAGCCAGGACCUCUGGUAGGUCACUGCAGUCAAUCAUAUUCAAAGUAAUUCAUCAAACUAAAGAGAUGACUGAGUUUAAGUGUGGUGUCCUUCGUUCAGGGUGCCCCAGGUGAAGAUGGUCGUCCAGGACCUGCAGGCUCUAUCGGUAACAGAGGACCAGCAGGAACCAUGGGAGUGCCAGGACCCAAAGGUUUCAGUGUAAGUCUGGGGGGACACUCGAAGCUGUGCAUAGAUAAUCCGUUUAAUCCGUCAGGUUUUCUCUGUUUCUUAUUCUAAAAAAAUCUUUCCUCUUCAGGGCGACCCAGGAAAGACCGGGGAGCAAGGAUCUGCAGGAGUACCAGGCCAGAGAGUGAGCUCUGUUCUCAGUGUUUAACUCAUUAUAUUCCCAUCAGCAUGGAGGAAGAACAUACAAAUGAUCAAUCAAGACUACAGAUCAUGUUAACAUAAUCAAUAUUUGUCUCCAGGGUCCUCCUGGAAAAGACGGAGAAGUUGGCCCCGCUGGUCCUCCAGGUCCAGCUGUAAGUCCCUCAUUUCUCUCUUGUUACAUUGACGAUAUUUCCUUAAUUAAGCGUUCAUAAAUAAUGAGACAUUACAUCUUCAUUCAAAGGGCGUCGCAGGAGACAGAGGAGAGCAGGGACCUCCAGGUGUAAACGGAUUCCAGGUGCAUUUGUGUUUUAAUUCGUUGUUAGGACUUGAAGAUGUUGCAGAAAAUCACAAAAUAUAAACAUUUCCUGUCAAACUGUAGACAUGAGUCGAGAGGAAAAGUCACACUGAGACCUAAAGAAAGACUCUGAUGGUUGGUUGUUCUUUGUUUUAGGGCCUGCCUGGAAAUCAAGGACCUCCUGGAGAGCCUGGAAAACCAGGUGACCUGGUAAGUGCACUCAUGCAUCUCAGUUCCUCUUUUAUAAACAAUCUUUAAAUGAUAUGAAGUGACGGAUUAUAAACUUUUAAAUCUUCUCUUUUCAGGGUAUUCCUGGAGAACUUGGCUCUGUGGGCGCAAUCGGACCGAGGGUCGGUAUCUAUGAACCUGCUACAUUAUUUAGCAUCACUUAAAAACCUUUAUCCCGGUGACAUCUAACUGGUUUUCUAUCACAGGGAGAGCGUGGGAUCCCAGGAGAGAGAGGAGAGCUGGGUUCACCAGGUCUGCAGGGGUCUAAGGGGAUCCCUGGUGCACCUGGUCCAGAUGGUCCAAAGGUAAAAAAACAGAGACAGAGCUGAUCAAAAAACUGAAACAGACCUUCAACAUAGUAUUUAGGUUCUUGUGAUAAAUUUGGGUGCAUGAUGGUAGAUAUCUAAAAGCAUUUUGUACAUCAAAUUUGCAGCUCCAGGUCUUAAACAUCAAUCUGGUAGAAGGGCAAAAAAAAGCACGAGGAUCUCAGAAAACCAGAAAGCAGAAUCUUCUGUAAAGUAAAUUAGGGCUGUGCGGUAAAUUGCAAAUUCAGUUGACAUCACAGUACAGAGUACAGAGAUUUUGCCAUAAACACACCAUAAAAAUCUUGAUUUAUCACAAUAAAUAACUUAUUUAACAUUGUUUUUAUUUAUUCAUCUAUAAGAAAGAUAUCAAAUAAGUAAUUUACCAAUAAAAAACCUGAAAAUCAGCAGACAGAUGAGAGAAUCUGUGAGUUAUUUGAGCUAAUAAAUAUAUUUUCAUUUUUAUUGUUAUUGCACAUCCCUUUUUGUGCAGGCCUGGGGUUACAUUAGCUGAAAUAAUAUGACAAAAAUAAGAGAUAAUUUGAAAAUAGACACAGAGCAACAAAUUAUAGACAGGCAGGAGGUUUUUUUUGUGUGUGUGUAUCUGUAAAACACACCAUAAUAACAUGAUUGAAUUUCCUUUAUUUCAAUUUGACAAUAAAUAUCCAAGAAAGAAAGCAUUUUGCAAAAAUAUUAUCCUUGAAUAUUGUGCAGCCAAACUUUUAAUAGGAUUGGUAAAUUGUUUUUUCUUGUCAUUUUAUCCCUCUGGUUGAAAUCAUUUCUUUCCACUCUGGGUUUGUUUAUCUUUAACAAGAUUGUGCUGCACCUGAAUUAAAAUUUGAUACCAUUUGCACGGUCAUAAUUUUGGGAAAAAGCAAUAUUUCAUCGUCUAAUGGAUGCAGGUUUCCAAUUUGUGCCUUUAAAGGUGUCUGGUUUCAUUAAUGCAGGAACACAAAUAAGUCUACUAACCCUGCCAUCAUGGAUAUGACGACAGGAGGGGAUGCACCAGUUUACCCCAGAUUAUUAGGCUGCCAUAAGACAAAGAAAGUAGGUUUAGACGUCCUUUAAUGGAGGUUAAGUAACAUGCAACGUCUCUUUUGUCGCUGAAGGGUAGUCCUGGUCCUCCUGGCGCACUGGGUGACGUUGGUCCUCCUGGUCUUCAGGGAAUGCCAGGAGAGAGAGGCAUCUCUGGUCCUUCUGGGCCUAAAGGUGACAGAGUAAGUGCAUCAUCAUCAUCAUCAUCAACAUCAUCAUCAUCAUCAUCUUUCUGUUUAAUGCAGCCAAGACGAAUUGAGUAAUCUAGAUGUUCUCGUUACGUAACAAACAAGUCUGAGUCUGAAUGAAGUGUCAGAGUUUGUCUGCCAAUAACAGUAAACGUCUUUGUAACAGGGAGCAGUUGGCGAGAAAGGAUCAGAGGGCACGGCAGGAAACGACGGUGCAAGAGUAAGAAAACUGUUUCUACACACCGAAAACUAAAAAAAAGGAGGAAGAUGUGAAAUGGAGACGAGUCGGGGCUCGUUCAGUCAGAAGUCUCAAACCUGUUUUUUUUUUUUGCAUCAACAGGGAGCCCCAGGUCCUGUUGGCCCACUUGGAUCUGCUGGACCCAGCGGAGAGAAGGUAGAGUGUUUUUCUGUUAACACUUAUUUAAAUUUAACUUUAUUUUUGUGGCACUUUAUAGACAAAAAAACACAGUUCAAAGUUCCUCACAGAGGCUAAAAACAACAAUUAACAACAAUAAAACUCGACCCACACAUACACAAGCACACAAUGUGAGAAUUUAAGAUAUAUUGUUAAAGAGACAAUUACAUGAGGAACAGAGCUAACUUUGGGAAACACUGGCGAUAAAAGAUAAAAAUGGUAAAAAAAAAAAAAAAAAGUAAAACCUGAUGGACUAAAACAAGAAAAUAAUCUUAAAUGAACAGAUAAGUUUGUAAAAGUAUGUAUGUGUCCAUGUAAAAGGGGUAAAAGAAGUAUAAACCUCUAAGACGGGAAUUAAGAAAAAGACUUAGAACAGAGAAAAUUAAUAAAAUGACAAAAUAAACAUGAAGAACUUCGAUUAAAAUGAACAUCUGCAAUAAGAGAAAAAUAAAAAGACAAUUAGUGGCAAUUUAUUAGAAGACUGUGUUUCACAUCUCAAAGAUUUAAUGAGGAGAUAAAUGAAAGUCUCAGUUCCCAUGAUGCCUUGCUGUGCUGUUAAUCCCCCUCCGUCUCAUGUUCUUGGCUGCGUUUGAUGGCAUGUUGCAGCUCGUGAAGGACAGUCAUGGAUGACUUCAUGUGAGAGCGUAGGUUUGAUGAAGGAUUAUUGAAGCUGCUUUGAAAUUCACUUCUAACGUCUUUCGCAGGGAGAACCGGGACCUAAAGGACCGUCUGGACCACCAGGAUCCAGAGGAGGGCCGGUGAGUGAACCUGUUCACUAAAGUCAUAUACAUCCUUCACUUACAACAAGUUUUUAUGCUGUAAAUGUGCUCUAAUAUUAUAAUUCAUCUCCAUUUACAGGGCGCGAGAGGUGACCCUGGUCCCAUUGGUGCUGUUGGAUUUGCUGGACCUCUUGUGAGUGUGCAGUCCCGGUCCAGGAUUUUACAAUUCUGAUGCUGUUUCAGAAAGAAAAGAUGGCUUCAACCACUUUUGAUGUUACCUUAAUAGUAUCAACAACAUUUUUCAGGGCCCUGAUGGCCAACCUGGAGUGAAGGGAGAGCCUGGAGAGCCAGGUCAGAAAGGAGACGCUGGAUCACCAGGACCUCAGGGCUUGGCUGGAGCUCACGGACCUCAUGUAAGUUAUAAAGCAGCAUUAACUUUCUUGAAAGUGAAGUAAAAAAAAAAAGGGAAUAGAGAAUUUAUAAUGCACUGCUGGUUAAUGCUUUCCUAAUGAAGUGAUGUCAUUCCAGGGACCUGCUGGUGUUGCUGGACUGAAAGGCGGAAGAGGAACUCAGGGAGCACCGGUACGGUUUCACUUUCAGAAAAAAAAAAUGUCGAAAGCAAUGUCUGGUUAAAAAAAACUGAAAACUUGUAAAACAUGACAUGACACGAGGGUCCUGUUUUACUCUCUGUUCUCAGGGUCCCACUGGUUUCCCUGGAUCUGCAGGAAGAGUCGGCCCACCCGGCCCAACUGUAAGUACAACCCUGAGUUUAGUUUAUCAACCCUGCACAGCUCUAUUCAUGUGUCAUAAUCAAAUCCUCUUCUACCAGGGUCCAGUUGGAGAACCUGGACCACUUGGACCACCUGGAAAAGAGGGUCCUGGUGGUCUUCGUGGAGAUCAUGGAGCUCCAGGAAGACAAGGAGAGCGAGGACCAGCGGGUCCACCUGGCAGCCCAGGAGACAAAGGAGACUCUGGAGAGGACGGACCCACGGUAAACGGAUUUGACCACUUGAUUCCUGGCCCCUUAUUGUCUUUAAUUCCAAAGUAAAAUCAAUUUAGGGUCACACACACCGUAACACCGAGUUAGACACUCCGUCGAGGUUUUUUUUGUGGCUCCUCAGACUGCUGUGUAUUGCUAUCCUACGGUUGUUACUAAAGUUGGUAUAACUAGAGAAGCAAGCAGUCGGCAACAUUCAACUAACUUGAUUUUAAGCUGUAAUAUCCCUUUAAUAGACAGGACAGCUGAGGAGAGACCAGGGAUGUGGGGGUGGGGGGGCGUGCAGCCAAGUGUUGUGGCUGAGAGUCAAUCAAUUAAACUUUUAUUUCCUUGUUUUGAAACGGGUCUCAGUCCGGUUUUUAAUAUAUUUGCUCCAUCUUCUGUCAGACACAUUCUGAUUCAGAGACACUGGCCCCUCUCUGGGCCUGUUUAACCAUCAUGUUCUUGGUUUUUAGGGUCCUGAUGGUCCUCCAGGCCCAGCUGGAACAACAGGACAGAGAGGUAUCGUGGGUCUGCCUGGUCAGAGAGGAGAACGUGGCAUGCCAGGUCUUCCAGGACCAGCGGUCUGUAUCCUGCUGCACAUUGACUCUUCUGUGAUGAUUGUUUUGAACCUGCAGUAUGUGGGGAGGGUCUUUUUAAUCACCUGUUCUCCAUUUUCAGGGUCCACCAGGGAAACAGGGGUCCACAGGAGGUUCUGGAGACAAAGGCCCUCCUGGCCCCGUUGGUUCUCCUGGACUGAACGGACCUCGUGGUGAUCCUGGCCCUGAUGUAAACACACUUUUCCUCUUUCCUUUUGGUUCUCUCUUCACUUUACUUGAAUCCUCCUCUGAAUCUUCCUGAUGUUUCCUGUCUGGUCCUCAGGGUCCUGCUGGAUCUGAUGGCCCUCCAGGCAAAGAUGGCGUUCUUGGACAAAGGGUAAGAGAGGUUAAGAGAUCCAGGAUGUGGAUUUUGUGUUUAUUCUUCUUUUUUUAAGACUCUGACUGGUAUUUCUUUUUAGGGAGACCGAGGAGAUUCUGGUCCAGAGGGUAUGAUUGGUCCUCAGGGACUUCCAGGCCCUCCAGGUCCUGUUGGAGCACCGGGUGAUGCUGGAAGGAGAGGAGAAGCUGUAAGUCGUGUUUUCUUUCUGCCUCUGUUUCUGCUCUAUAUGCGAGUCUAUCUGUCACCCCAGGAGCAGGACUGGAAUAACAGACUCACAGACAUACUUCCCAUGCAUGGUUGGAGUCCUGGGAGCAUGCUGGGACCUGAAUGAAGUUAUAUGAGGUGCUAACAGUGAUGUGUGCUUGGCCAUAAGGAGUUGGAGGGUUUUUCAGCACUAGUGAAGGUCUGUUUUUCCCAUAAGGGCGCUCUAAUGAUCGGACUCAUUUGCAGGGUUCAAGAGGACCGGUGGGUCCACCAGGGUCUGCUGGAAAGAGAGGACUAGUGGUGAGUCUUAGAGCCUCAUUUGAUGAGACAUUUAGGUGAAUAUUAUGAGUCAGAUCAAUGAUCAUGACUUGGAUUGAAUCUUGUUUUUUUAUUCAGGGACCUCAAGGACCAAGAGGAGAUAAGGGUGACCUUGGUGAUCAUGGAGAGCGAGGGCAGAAGGGACAUCGAGGAUUCACCGGUUUGCAGGGUCUUCCUGGACCUCCAGUAAGUCCUGAUGAUGCUUACUAUAAUGCAACCCAGGAUUUCCCCCGCAUCCGUUUGAGGCGGAUUUCAUGGCGGAUUACGGACAGCAGGAAUCGCAGGAACUCACAAGAACCCGUGGAUUCACGUGAAAUCGCGCGAUGACAAGUUGUCUUUAGCCACAUACUGUAGGGGAACCAUAUAAGCAGUAGAUUGUGUCCUUGACUUCUAAAAUCAGGAUCUCUUCAUCUAUGGUGUCAUUGAGGUGGAACAGGGAGUGUUUUAUUUUGAAAAGAAGCCGGAUGUUUUAUUUUGUUAUCAGCUGCAGAGUCCGCCGAUCUGCAGCAGAACAGAAAGAAGCCGGUGGAAAUUGACACAUUAACUUGAAUGGUUAUGAUCAGCUACAAUCGGGGGAUACAGCCUUUUCUUAGCCGUUCUGGAUGCGAUGGAAAUUGGGGUUAAGUUUUCUGUGAUGACUAGAAGACCCUUUACUAAAACCAGACCAGAUCUGACAGAAUUUGCCAGAUGAUGCCAACCGUCAAGGACCACCUGUCAUCCAAUCACAGCCCCCCUCAGGUUAAGAACAACAGAGGUCACAAUUAAAGAUCACAAGACUCCUCAGAAAGGGUUCCUAGGAUUUGAGUCCAGAGAAAAAGAUUUAAUCUGAAAACAUCCACAGAUUACGUCAAAAUCUACAAAAGCUCAAGUUGUUUGUGAUCCACCUAAACAUGUCAGAGCAGGGUUUGGAUCCACCUGUUUUCUCUCAGUGUCACUUGGUGCCACAAAGAGCCGAGACAUUUGAUCAUCUUUAAAAUACGUCAGACUCAGACGUGUGGUGAUUUUUUUCUAAGUCUUAAUUCUCCUACCUGUGAUUUAUCCAACUUUAUGGAGUCCAUGAGCUGAGGGGGUUACAAGGGGUCCCAAAUUAAGAGUGUAGUAACUUAUUUCCACUAUGAAGGUAUGAACUUUUAGUAACACAAUUACAAAAUGAGAAACUUUUAGUCAUUCUUUCAUCUGUUUUUUUCAAUCAGAAUGUCUAAAACUCCUCUUAGAUGGAGGUGUGUCUUAUAAACUGAUAUGAUAAUGCAGUUAUUAUAAAAUUUUGUACCUUGUUUGGUGUUCCUGCAAGAAAAAGUGACUUAUGUAACGGCUAAAAAUAUAAACUAACAUCCAGAUUGAUCUUUUCCUCUUCUUAGGGCACAACAGGAGAGCAGGGAUCUUCAGGAAUCAUCGGACCAGGCGGGCCGAGGGUAAAUACUUAGUUUCAUAUCUCAUGUACUCCUGAAAAUGAAAAUGAGAGUUCUGAUCAUAUAUAUGACCUGACUGUAUUUCAGGGACCUCCAGGACCUAUUGGACCUCCUGGUAAAGAAGGGUAUAUUGGAUCGCCUGGACCGAUGGGACCUCCGGGAACUCGUGGAAUCAGCGGAGAGAUCGGACCAGAGGUAGAGUCUCAGUCUGCAGAAGGAAGUUCCUCCUAAAACGCUGGAGAUGAACUAAUAAAACGACAAAUUCAAUUUAAGAAACAGUCAGAGAGCUUUUAAAGGAUCAGACCGUCAUUAAAUCAUUGAACAUUUAUUAAACAGAUGUUUGAGUUUAAGACGCAAAAUUAAAAACUAUCUGAGGAGUAAUUGUUUAAUAUCAUUCUGCUUUCAAGGGCCCCCCUGGAGAGCCUGGACCCCCUGGUCUCCCUGGUCCCCCAGGACCCCCAAUGGCCGCUGUGGACGACUUGUUCGGUGGCCCCCAUGAUUACGACAUGGGCCCUCCUCCUCCUCCUGAGUUCAGCGAGGAUGAAGCUCUGCCCAACAGCAACUCCACCACCAUCCUGGCCGUGGACCCCGGCGUGCACGCCACCCUGAAGGCCCUCAGCAGCCAGAUCAACAGCAUGAAGAGCCCCGACGGCAGCAAGAAACACCCUGCAAGGACCUGCGACGACCUGAAGAGGUGCUACCCCAUGAAGAAGAGCGGUGAGUUUUUCUCCUGUUCAUCUUUCCAGCGCUUUAAAAUCUGGAAAUAUUGUCAGAUUCAUGUUCUGAACUGAGGACUCAACUGAACUGUUUGCAGUAGAACUGAUUUAUUUCACUGAUGCAGCCCCAGCAGCUGCAGAACCAAUCCGACUCCAAUUUCCGCGUACAUCAUGUUGAUCGUGUUGUUCUGCAGGUGAAUACUGGGUGGAUCCAAACCAAGGCAGCGUGGAGGACGCCAUCAAAGUGCAUUGCAACAUGGACACCGGAGAGACCUGCAUCGCCGCCAACCCCGCCAGCAUACCUCGUAAAGUGUGGUGGAGCUCUUCCAGGAACAAACCUGUGUGGUUCGGAGCCGACAUCAACCGAGGAACACAUGUGAGCGCCAACACUCUGUUGACGGGGGGAAGGGGAGGGAAGUGGGGCUGUGAAAAAAAACCUGUCCGAGUGAUUUAAUAGAAGAAGAAGAAACAGAGGGAGGGUAUGUGUUCAGAAAGCAUGCAGGAUAAGUAGAAACAUGAUUCUAUGAUGAUUUCUCCGAUUGUUUCUCCAGUUCGCCUAUGGUAACAAAGAUCAGUCGGCCAACUCAGUCACGGUUCAGAUGACUUUCAUCCGCCUGCUCUCCAAAGAGGCCUCCCAGACCAUCACCUACCACUGCAAGAACUCCGUGGGCUACAAGGACGAGAAGACAGGGAACCUGAAGAAAGCCGUGCUCCUCAAGGGCGCCAACGACCUGGAGCUCAAAGCGGAGGGAAACAACCGCUUCAGAUACACGGUGCUGGAGGACUCCUGCUCAGUAAGUCAUCGCGUCAAUAAUCUCUUGAAAUGACAGAAACGAAAAAAUCCUUCCUUCUCCUCAACCUCUCCUCUCAAAGUUGGCAGAAAACCUUUAGUAGCAAUAAAAGAAAGAAAAAAAGAAACGCUUUAAAAGCCCUUCAGAGCCAGAGCCAGUGUGUGGUUUGUGUGUUCUUGGCUGUUCCUGGUAGAAAUCUGGUUUUACAAACACAGCAGACUCUGUGAACCAGACCUGCUCCCUCUCUGAGUAAUAACGGUUUCUCAAAAACAAUUAAAGCUCAGUCUUAUUAGUCUGUGAAAGUGUUGAUUUUGGAAGAGUCUUUAGUCUAAAAUGUUUUAUAGUUUAAGAGUUAAGAGUCAAAAUACUUCAGUCAAGAUUUAGUUCAUAAAAAGUCAAACGGAAUUUAGAUAAAUAAACAAUUAUUAGUUUAGAUAAACACUAAUGUGAUCUGCACUGAUGUCUAAAACACUCUUACUAAGUUUACCAACAACUUUUUAUAGUCAGUAUGUCCAAAGUAUGCUCACAAAUAUAACUAUACUGCCCUCUAGUGGAGAAAAAAAUGAGCAUUAUUGCUUUAAACAGGAUUAAAUGUGUUUAGGACUAUUUUCAGUGGAGGAUGAAUACACAUUUUGGAUUUUAGGGCCAUUUCUGUGAGAUUCAGGUCAUCUUUGUUUGUUUAUGGUAGUAACAGAAGAUAUGAUGCAGUCGGGUUAAAGAGUAUUUACUGUUUUUGGAAACUAUAAAGAUAUAAAACUUACUAAACUUACAAUAUCAAUCAAUCAAUCAAGCAGUCUUUAUUUGUAUUGCACUUUUCAUACAGAAACGAUGUAGCACAAAGUGCUUUACAUAGCAGAGGAAUAAAAGAAACAAAGAAAACCCGGAUCUACCCCAACCCAACCCCUCAUUCCCACCCUGCAAUCUCAGCACAAUAGAAACAUAUAUGAAAAGCAUGAACUUAAAAAGGGAUAAAUUUCAUAGAGACAGGAAUGUGUGCACUGAGGAAACGCCAUUUUAAAAUUCAAGAUAAGGAAACACUGGAGGUUUAAGAUCUAAAAACAGAGAAAUGAUAAAUAAAAUGAAAUAAAAACAACAGUAAAAGAUACUAAAAUAAAAGCAGCAAAACAGCUCAAUAAAAGACAAUCCUGUCAUUAAAACUAGAAGAGAUAGAUGCUAAAACACUUAAAGUUAAUGAUAUAAAAUUUAGUUUACAGCGAGACUAAAAAGGUACAUUUUCAGUUUGCUUUACCACUGAGAUAAAGUUAACCUAAUGUCUAAAUUCUUUAUUGAUUUUUCUUUUACAGCAAGCAAACGGCAGAUGGGGCAAGACAGUGUUUGAGUACAGGACACAGAAAACAGCAAGACUUCCUAUUGUGGACAUUGGCCCUGUGGAUAUUGGCGGCUCAGAUCAAGAGUUCGGCGUCGACAUCGGGCCCGUGUGCUUCUUGUAAAAUCGUCAGCGAAGAAUUGUCGAGGAGAUUCGUGAGACUAUUGAACUGACAGCUGACGCGUUCAGCCACGUUGUACAUACGAGUACUGAGGACUACUCUGGCCCUGUGGCAAGAUAUUUAUUGUGCCUUCAACCCAGAUCGAGACAUCAGAGAUUUGUAAGUUGGAAUGAAUGUUUGAAAUUUAAAGAAAUUGAUAAAAAACCAGAAUCAUUCCUCUGUCUUCUUGUGUAUGUUUGACUCUAAGCAUGAUGCAUUCAUUGCCAACUCUUUCUCGUGUAGUUCAGUCCAAAGGUUUUACCCAUUUGUUUGAUUUGAUUUUUUUAUCAAAUUGCCAAAGAUUUUAAGAAUAAAGAAGCUUUAAAAUGGUAACUGCUGUUUAUAGGCUGAAAAUCCCACCGAAGCUACGUUAAAUGUUGUUCUGCCACUUCUAUUUCUUACAAAUUUGUCUAUUACUUUUUUGUUCUUAAUGUUUAAAUAUUAAAAAAAAAAACAACAUUGUGGUGCUAUUGAGGAAACACACGGCCGAUGAUGCAUUCACUGGCGCACGUUUUUCUUUCCUAAAGACAGUUUUGAUGAACCAAUGUCUGUGUCCAGUUAUGUAUAUGACUCUGUACCGACAAACUUGGAACAUUAAAGACACACGAUCAGACUGUCGAUUCCUCAGUGUUAGCUACCUCGUCACCGAAACUGAGACGCGAUGACACUACAUGUAAAUCUUGUUUUUCACAGGUGCUGUUCUGUAAGUAGUGUGAUUCUUGUGCACUUCUCCCAGCUGCACGGUACAGGGCAGGGUUUGGGGAUACCAAUAAAGAUCUUUCUGUCUAUGAUAGAGAGAUAAAUGAGGUGUCGUGUGAGUGGUGUGUGGUGAUUUGUAACUUUCUUUCCGUUUUAAUUUUAAUUUCUUUUUUUUUGUCAGUAAAAGGUAGCACAGAAUAUUUUAUUUUUAUGCAUGUCAGUUCGCCCUUUUUUUAGUAUCCUGGACUUAUAUGCUCUUGAAAUCCUUCUUUAUAACCGUUUUUAUAGAAUAAGGUGGCUGUUUGCUUUGUAUUUCUUGCUAUGCAACAAAUUAAACAAAAUGCUUGUUAAUCCCCCCAAGCUCUUGUCAUAUUAAUUCAGGUUUAGUUAGGUUCUUUAUGUUUGUCAUUUUGCACACAAACCUAAUUUUAGGUGUAAUUUGUAGUUUAAGGUAACAUUUAUGUAUUUAAUAUAGUCUCUCAGCUGAUUUUUAUGUAAGCUUUUUGUUUUAAAUGUUUACAAAUGUUCUUUUACGUAAUUCUAUUGUGACCGUUUGGUUCAUAUUUAUUGUAGAUUUGUAAGUUUUAAAGGACUUGAUUUCCCACUAACACCCUCGAGGCAGAGAGGAGAAAAAGGGGAAAAAAAGAGGAGAAAAGGAGCUUUCCACACUGGAAGCAGAUGCGUUUCACCCUCUGACAAAUAAAUACUGAAAAUACUUCUUUCUGCCUGUUGCUUGUUUCAGAAAACUGGUCUGUUUCAGAGCUUUGUGUAUCAUGUAAGAAUGUCCACUUUAAGAGGAUGUUAAACUCAAAUCCAAAAUGAAAACCCAGAAAGAGAAGCGGUAAAAUAACUUAUUUGUGAUGUCUGCAACAAAUUUAAGAGGAUAGCUCACUCUAGUUUCUACCUAAGAGUAGCUACAGGAUGAUAAAAACAAAAAGCUUACAGUAAAUACAGGAAAACAUCGAGAUAGAUGGUUUAAAAAAAAUCAAAAAACAAUAGCCUAAGUGUCAAUCAUAGAAAACAUGAACCCCCUAAUAACUUUUGAUAAACAGAAAAAAGAGGACUUGAGCACAAAUCAGUCUUACAGUAACUACAUGUCAACAUCGCAACCAGGGGGAGAAAAUGUAUAUUCUGUGUAAUAAAUUUCCAAAGUUUUUCAUAGCUUCAUAGGGAUUACUGGAGGAGGCAGGAUUUAUGACCUUUACCGCAGCCCGUCAACAGGGUGAGCUGUUCUCUGAUUGGCCUCACCCAACGAGGAGGCAGAUGCUGUCCAUUAUACGUAGAGUCUAUGGUCUUACAGUGCACACACGAGCUACUUCACCCUAGACGUAGUUUUAUUUAAAAUGUACAAACAGUAAACGAUAAACAGAGGAGAAAUAAUUUACUGCCCAAAUAUUUCAUUUGAUGGCACAACCUGUUUCUUUGCCACAUAUCAUGGUACAAAACAACUCGAUGACUGAUUUUUAUUUUUCUUCCUCUCACUGCAGUAAAGGUUUAAGGGUUAAUAUUAGUGAUGGUGAGAUGAAGCCUCUUGAGGCAUUGAAGCUUUCCAUCUAAUUGCUCAACUCCUAGGCCUAAGAUUCACUGUGCUUCAACUGCGCCAUCAAGUGGACAAUAAAUGUAAAACAGGCAGAGUGACUAUCAAAGAAUGAAUGAAUGAAUGUGAUGCCAUGUGUUUCUGAUACCAGUACUAAAAUAAUGAAGUUAGUAAUAUGGUGUCUGUCUUUAAGACACAGUAGCAGGGUAAAAAGGGGAGGAGGACAUGUUAAGGAGAGGGAUGUGAUGUGAAUGUGUUUGUGUUACUUAGUUUGUGACUGUGCUUUUGGGGGACUCCAAUGCCCUUCGCUGCCUUUUAUAUUUCGAAUCAUCCGCCAAAUCCGCGAAUUGGUUCC
Messenger RNA from Xyrichtys novacula (pearly razorfish), 73875 nucleotides. The record is from the annotation of a GenBank genome assembly. Lineage: Eukaryota; Metazoa; Chordata; Actinopteri; Labriformes; Labridae.